GGGUCGCCCCGAGGCAUUGCAGAAUUACUCAAAGUGGAAACUGGCUGAGAAUCACACUCACAGAGCUAGCAUCAGCAGGACCAGCAUAAACCGCCCAGAAACCCUUCACCCCUCCCUUUUUCCUUUCCUUUCCGACACAGCAAGACCAUUCUUGGUGCAUUCGUCUCACUAAAGCAUCUGAAACGUCAGUGAAAAAAAAAAUCAAAUGUUCCCAUUCAUACUGUAAAGAGCCAUUAUUAACACAGGACGACAGUAAGACAUCUACACUUCCAGUGACAAGGUAAACUGAUUCAGCUCUCUGUUUAUGCAUUGUGGUGGAUGAUUUAAUAUACCUUCAGUUGUGAUGAUCACAAUCAAGCCAGAUAUGCUUAUCAACGCAAACAAAAACAUACACACAGCAACAUUCUGCAGUUCACCUCGCAUUACCCUGUACACGACUUGUUAGUGUAUCUCAUCAGUGAUUUGUAACAAAGCAUAGGAUUACAUGCAACUGAAAAUGCAGCUUGCUCAAUAGGAGUGCAGACCCUAUUCGGUGUGUGAUUUCUUUGUGAUUGUCCUAGAUUUCACUGGGGCGGUGCCUUUCUUCCUCUGCUGUGAGUGGAGAAAAAUGACUCUAGCUUUGUGACGUGUACGGAUUCACACAAUUUACUCCUGUUUGUUUUGGUGAUAUGGCAGCCUCUGACGUGUCGGGGUUUCUGUAUAUUUACUUUGAAAUUCCAAACAGUCAAUAUAUGUAUAAAUAUUCAGCUGUUAAAAAAAAGCUAACUUAAGAAUGGAAUAAGAGAAUAUUUUGUUAUUUUAUAGAAUGCUCUGUUAAACAUCUAUAUGAUUUUAAGGUGUAAGAAGCAAACAUUCAAAAAUUUCUGAUUCUGUAACACAACUGUUUGAGAGAAAGUACUGGCCCAAUAAAUCUGUUUUAUUUUAGAACAUGCAGCACUCCGUGUCCUCCUUUUUCUAAUCUUCAUGAAAAUAAUGUGACCAUAUGGUGUCAUCAGAACGGCUGUACAGUUCGAAAACACAUGUGCUCCCUGGUAAUGUUGCUGUAAUGCAAGCAGAACAUUAGUGGGACGUUUGUUUCAGCUUGGCCUCAUUAAUCAUAUCCUUGUGCAAAAUAAUUAGAUACAGAUUUUAUAUGGCAUGUACAUGAUGUACUAGGAUAAAACUGUGUGUUGCAUAACCAUGCUUUUUAUACUGCUUUUAAUGUGGUUCUAGUAGAGAAGUAGUGAAAAAAGUUGUGCAAAAACACACGCAAAGCAUGACAAAUUGUGAAAAGUAUUACAUAUUGUUGAUUUCGCUCAACAAACAUUUGUAUACGUGGCCUAGUGCAUAGAUAAACACUCAAAAAGGCUCAUACCAAUCAGAAUAUACACAUUAGAAUAUGUUGGCACUUUACAAAUAAUAACUAUACUGAUUGCACUUAAUUUGUCCAUGUGUGGGUUCUCAUUUUAUUUGCAAAUGAAAAAGUUACUUUUUGCACAAAAUAUAUCUAAAUGUCCUAUAUUUUUUUCUUUUGAUAUUUUAUUUGAUAAAAAGCAUAUAGUGAUUGUAAAACGCAGGAAAAGAGGCAUCCUUACUCAUCGACAAUUCUUUUUACAAAAAUGCACAGCUGAAAUUUAUGAAUGUGAAUGAUUAACUGGUAACAAGAACACUGUAACUGGGUAGCACAUGUUAUGAGUUGCACAAUAUCAGGUGAAAUAAUUAUAUGUGGGCUAUUCAAUAAAGAAAAAUCUAUUGCAAGAUCUGCUUUUAAUUCCAGCUCAUACUUUUUAACAGGGUCAGACUGGAAAUACAAAACAGCCGUGGAAAAAAUGUAUGCCAUCUCUGUAAUGCAUUACAUCAUUGUAUAGUGUGUGCCAGUGUGUGUGUUUGUGUGUAUAUAUAUAUAUAUGUAAAAAAAAAAACAGAUACAAUUCAUAUCUUGUAAUACCUUUUUUUAUUGGACUAACAUAAUUUUUUAAUGACAAGCUUUAGGGAGAACCUUCCUUUCUCAAGUCUAAAGAAUUUCUGAGCAAGAUGACAAAUGUAAUUCAAAGUUGAGUUGUAAUACAGGGGUUAAAGUGACAUGAGUGCAGAAAAGACACAAGUUUACUAGAAAAUAGACAACAUUCUCGCACAGGGUCGUAAAUAUCUUGUGUGAAGAUCACAGAGUGAGAGAGAGAAAAUAAAUAUAGUUAUUUAUUAUUAUUUUUUUAAAGUAAGCUUGUCAUGGCAUUUUAUUUUUAACAGAUAACAGCUCUCAGGGCACUAAAUAAGCAUAUAUUUUUGUGUUUUGGGAGCAGUUAUAUGGUUACUUACCAGCAGCACCUAACUCCAGUGCCACCAUCCUGGUUGACCUGUUGGUGUAAUGGUGCAGCCAUAUCCAUCCACCAUUGCUGCCACUUGUUUGCUGUGAUUGGCCCUGCUUGUGACACUUGCCAAUGAAGGGCAAUCCUCCGUGCUGACACUGACAUGGUAUCUUCACUACCAGCAAUUUUGCGUCAGUGCGUCCCAUAAUCCCCCAGCAAGCAUGAGAACUGCCUGCUGAGGGAUAGCAUUGUGACAAGGAGCAGGAGAACCACCUGUCAAUAAAUCCAUGGCAUUAGACUAAAGUCUGUGCAGCAUCCUGUGAGACAGCGGAAACCUCUUUAGAUGAGGUUUCAUGAUGAGCAAGACCAUGUUUGAAUCCCAUAGCACCGCUGGGAUUGUAAAAAAGCUCAUGGAAGAGCCAUAAGACAAAUUAGUCCCCAUUUUGUCUUGUGAUAUUUUGAAUUGCAUCAGAAUUUCAAUAACAUUCUUACACAGUAAGCAUUAGUAUUUCAUAAAGAUUAUUAGGGUUAUUCACAAAAGUGCUUAUGGUCCUAUACAGAAUAGGUCAAAACCAUAACACAGAGUUAUUCGGACUGCACAUUCCAGACAUUAUUUAUGCUAUUCAACAAUGUCUGGAUUUCAGCUUGAUCAAAUGUCAGUCAAAAGGCACUUGGCAGCGUGAAGGUUAAAUAUGUGACAGUUGACUAGCGCUUUUUAUAUUAAAUAGCUAAAAAUAAAUCAACAAAAAAGCCUAUUGGGGCCUAUAAAACAGCCAUGUACUAUAAUGAAGGUUUAAAACCACCCUAUGCCCCCACCAUGUAGCGGGUGAGCAGCAUUUCUGAUAACUGGCUAAAAUUAGUGACUGGGUAGGCACUGACUAGUUGUUAGAAAGACCCAUCACAUGGGACCUGUUGGGGGGACAUAGUCCCAUACCUGUGGACAUCACGUAUGGGACUAAUUGUUAUAUUCAUUGGGGAGAGCCUAUUGUCUCCACUGGGCCUCAGAACAUUGGCAGUGGGUGGGGCUCUAAUUAUAAUAUUCAUGGUAAGAACCUAGUUUCCUCCCCAGCCCACACCCAAAGACUGCCUAGUUACCAGUUUCAAACAUUUAGUAGACAUGCCUCUAGCUGCAGCAUGGCAGGUGGGUUCAUAAGGAGAUUUUUAACCUACAUUAUAGAAAAAAAAAAAUAAGACACCCAUAGGGUUUUGAUUUAUUAUUAUAUUUAUUUAUUUAUUAUAAUUUUUUCAUGUGGUGGCUGGCUAGCAAGCGAGUGCCAACCACCAUAUAAUUAAUCCUUAUGUGGUUGAGCAUUUUUAGAUUAAUUACUUAAAACAUUACUUAAAAAUGAUUAUUCACUUGCAAAAUAGCACACACAUAUUCUCUCACAGACAGACAUGCACUGAUAUACUGACACACUCUCACUAACACACACAUUCUCAUUGACACACAAAUAUUCUCACUGACACAAAUAAACAUUCUUUUACAGACAGAUACUCAUUGAUAUACUGACACACUCUCACUGACACUCACUCUCUUACUGACACACUCACUCUCACUGACACACACUCACUCUCUUACUGACACAUACACACUCUCACUGACACAUGCACUCUCAUUCACACUAUACACUAAUCAGCCACAAUAAUAAAACCACCUGCCUAAUAUUGUGUAGGUUCCCCCUUAUGCUGCCAAAACAGCUCUGAUGCAUCAAGGCAUGAACUCUUCAAGCCCUCUGAACAUGUCCUGUGGUAUCUGGCACAAAAACAUUAGCAGCAGCCCUUACUGCCAAGGCUGCAUCUCUUCCUGAUUAAGACCAACGCACAUUUUUUUGACUGACAGACACAUGACUUCACUGAUGCAUGCAUUGACUGACAGACACACACACAUUCACUGACAGAUACACACACACACACACACUUUCUCAUAAACUCACUAAUUUUUAUUAUAAAAAAAAAAUGAUAUUUAAGUCCACACAACCUCCCUACGUUUGGGAGGGCUGGAGUGGUUCAUGUUUCUGGGCCCACUGUCCUACCAUUCUCUUCUUUAUUUUCUCCUUCUCAACAUUUGCCUGCAGACAAGACAUGUUAAAUACACGUGACCCCCUUUAAUUCAGCCACUUUAAAAUAAUUUACAUAAUUUAUAAAUACAAUUAUCUUGGCAUGUCCAUAAACCUGUUAUUAUUUUAAACUACUAUGUUGCUUUUUUUUUUUUUUUUUAACCUAUCAUAUUCUUACUGCAUUAAACAUCAUGUUGUCAGUAAUAUAUUACUAUAGUUCAUAAGGCAUCUGGCUAAAACCUCCAACAUUCACAUUCAAAUAGUUUCCAUAACACUAAUCAUAUAUCUACAAGUUAAAUAGAUCAAGUGCAGCAUUUCCGUAUAUGGUAACAGUUGUUCGACUGGCAACAGAAUCAGUGAAUAAGCACAAACAAAUGAAUGUAUAAAAUAACUGCAUGUUGAAGAAUAAAUCAGUAACAUCUUUAGCUACUUGUAAAUUGCAAACGAAAAACAGAAUAUUAUCUAAAUACAAAAAAACAAAACGAAAAGAAAAGAAGCAUUUAAGAGGUCCUUAAUGCAAUUCAAUAAAAAGUUCAUUUAAGAAUCUAAAGGAACACUCCACAUACCAUAACCCUUACUGAGUACUAAAGUGGCUGUGGUGUCAGGAGUGCCCUGAUGUCCCCAUGUAAGAAGUCUAAUGGUGGGACUCCUUACCUGGGGUUCGCCAGGCACUGCUAACUGCCUCUCAAAUGCAAUGCUAGCUGAUUGGCUAAAUGUGAUAAGCUGAUAAGCUAACUCCUGCACCGCCAGGCUUAUUAUUAUUAUUAUUAUUUAUAUAAUGCCAACUAAUUUUGGAGGUACAGGCAGACAGGAAAAUGAGCCUCACUGCCACAUUCAUUAUAGACUAUAAUGGGGCAAGUUUGGAACAUGCAAGACCUGUGAGAAGCGGAUUGCAGCAGUCAAUGCGAGAGAGUACAAUGGCAUGGACCAGCACCUUAGCUGCGUCCGUGGUUAAAUAGGGUCAUGUGCGCACUAUAUUUUUGAGAUGAAAACAUCAGGAUUUGGUGAUCGGCUGGAUAUGAGGGGUAAAGGAGAGGACGGAGUUAAAGACAACACUAUGGCAGCAAGCCUGGGAGGUGGAGGUGAUGGUAGCGCCGUUAUCCCAGAGAAAGCUUCCAACUCUCCUGUAGAUGGUAAUGGCGGCUGAGAGCAGCACUCAGGUAAAGAAAGCAGCACCCAGGUAAGAAUCAAAUAGUUCUAAAAUGGUUUGUAUGGGGUUGGGUAAGAAUUCCAAGUGUAUUUCAAAUUUAUGGUCAAAAUAGCCAAACUAGAUACAUUAUUUAGAGACUUUCAGUUCAAGUACUUUGGCAUUAAAAUUGAAAUUCUCUUUGAAUUCACCUUUAAUUCUCUCUUUAGUAAAUAACUCUGUUAUUAUUGCAGUUGUUAUUUAGAUGAAUACUCACAACAUGGAAUGUAGAUACCUCUAGAAAAACAAGACCGUGUUGAGGGAGCUUAAAUUCCAGAACACAAACUACAUGAUCCUCUGCCAGCUGUGCUGUAUGUGAUGCCCUUGACAAGGUUCACUCAACAACAGGACAUCAACAUAUAAAAACAGGAUCCCAGUGAAUAAGUGAAUAAAGGGAACACACAGGAUGAAUUGGAAGAACAGAGCAACACUAGAAAAGAAAUUAAAUUCUUUGAAAUAUGAAUGCAAAGUAACCAUUCAUAAAAACAUCGACAUGAUCAAAAUGCACUCAUUUACAUAGCAUAAGCCUAGAAAUAACUAGAAACCACCGGUCCCCGGUGCAAAAAUUGCCCUGGGGCUCUCCUCCCAUGUGUUUCAUUCCCCAUCCUUGUCUCAUUCCCUCGACCCCAAAGGCCCUCCAUGUGUCUCAUUCCCUCUGCCUCACAGCCGCUGCAUGUGUCCCAUUCCCUCUCCCCUCUCAGCCCCUCCAUGUGUCUCAUACCUCAUCCCCUCAGCCCCUCCAUGUGUACCAUACUCUCCUCCCCAGCCCCUCCACAUGUCCCAUUCCUUCUACCCCUAGCCCCUCCAAAUGUCCCAAAUUCAGAUGCAUUGCAGGCUGCCCAAAAUUCCAGACAAAAUCUGGAUAUGUUUGAAACUGAAUGCACAAGUCUACUAUCUACAAAUAGGAUCCUUCAAAAUAUAAUUUUAUAGAAAAAUGGUUAAUAUUCAGCAAGAAAUCAAGCAAACAUCUUGCAAACUGGACCCUUGCCCACCACAUAUGUACACUGUGUAUAAGAGAGUAUAUCCCUUUAGCACUCAUAGGUGGUAUUUGACAGACAAUCCUUUCUCCUAAUUUCAUUUUGGCUGGCAUGAUAUGUUGCCUAACAUCUUUGAUUUGUGCUUUUCACUAUAUGACUACAUCUAACUACAGUUUGCAACAAAAAUUAGAAAGUAGUUUUUCUAAUCUUUUUAUUCACUUUAAAUUCCUUUAUAUAUCACGCUUAUUUCUAUCUCCUUCUACCCUUCUCUGGAAUGUAAAGCUAAAGGGGCAACAUUAAUGAGAGUUUUAAUGAGAGUUUCUCCCAUCAACUUAGGUCCUCCAAUUCACAGUGGUAAGUCACACUUCGCAAUAUGCUAAGUCCACAAUGCAUAGAGCGAUGUUCCGUGCAAUUUAGGAUUUAAAAAGUGAUCAUGCAUUUCAUAUGCCGAACAUUAUUCUGAAGUGACAAAGUUUUACAUGACCUUUAAUAAAAUGUAUUUUAAAACACAAAUACAUUUCAAAAGAGUACAUUUUUAUAGGACAUACAUGCUGUGAGAAGCUUUAUUUUUCCUGUAUUAAAUGUCAACUAUAAUUGAUAUAAUCAACAUGCUAUGGCGAUACUUGUGGUGCAUUUAUUCUGCAGGCUACUCUAAAUUAAAGCUGAUUUUGAAUUUCAUGUUGAUUACAUCAAUAAUUACAUUUAUAAUAUUUAUAUUGGUGACUUGUUUUCUAAUCAAGAAAUAUUUGUCAAAUGCAAAUUUUAUUUUUUUAUUUUGUUAGGCCUGCAUCAUAAGGAUUUAUUUUUAGUAGGAGGGAAGUGUACUAAGCACGCAAGAACAAGCAAGUAAUAGAUGAUAAUUAGGUCCUACAAUCAGUCCCCUUGUUCGUUUUGCAGGCUUACAGAUCACAAGUGGCUUGAAAGGUUCUUUUGACUUGGUAGGAAAAUAUGAUGCAGCUAUCAGAUACUAGACAAACAAAAAAAAAAAAACUAAAAAAAAGGAAUUAAAUGCCAGGCUAUUUGCUAGCUUUGGUUACAGUUAACAGUUUAGUCUACAAGUGUUUCAUUAAAAUAUACAUUCUGGUAAAUAAAAAAAUAUAGAAAGAUUAAAUGAAAAGUUAGGAAUCUUUUCCAACUAAACUGCAAAAUGUACAUGGUUUUGGGAGAGUAUAUGGCAAAAGCGUAAUUUAAGAUUGCAGACAACAAUUAUCUCUAUUUCCAGCUAUUUUUUGUAAGGUUAGAAAAGUGAAUUGGGUCUCCUACAUGCAACUAUUAACCAGAGGGGCACUGACCCGUGCUCUUACCCAUCACCCUGAUGUAAACACCUAGUCCUGUAAUAUGUGGACGAGGUAAGGGCUAUUUAAUUGGUCCUAAUAAUAUAUUCCAACUCCUUCCACAAAUAGAGCUAGGUAAUACUAUAGCCUACAUUGUAAAUAGUUUAACAUCUGCAGGCUUGGGGGACCACCCCCAUGUCAAUGGCUAGGGUCCCCCAAAACCUGCAACCAUCACUCCACCCUGAUUGCCAUUGACUUCAAUAUAAAGCAUCCUACUUUUAAGUUUUAUGGAAAGGGCUGAUACCACAUAUGAAAAAUAAAAAGCUUGUAAGAAAAUGUCAAAUUUACCAGUCAACUGUCCGUGCGCCCUUUGUUAGCCAUCCUGCAUGAUUAGCAGGCAGACUGACAGGCAUUCACGCCAGGCUGAUCUUCAAUUCUUCAGGCAGACCUGCCCCAUUUCUUGGCAUGUCUGCCCCUUUGGGCGGUUCAGCUUAUGUGAUUUGCGUCAUUGGCUCAUCCAUUUAACCCACCCACAGAUGCUCUGCUUCACUGGACACUGCUGUUAGGGGUAUGAAUUUCCUUGAGAAAUGAAAUGAAAUUAGCAUAGGGUAUGAGUUCUCCUGUCAAUGCAUCAUAUGAGUUUCUCUCCAGCACCACCUCCAUCCAGAUACAUGACGCUUGGGAGGUAUGACUGUUUUAGUGUUUUCUAACGAUAAGAUUCUGUAAUUAGGCCCAUUGUAAUUGUCAGAACCAGGCCCAGUGGGCUCUUAAUCUACUCCUGCUGGGUGCUAGAGUCACUCAAAUCACAUGACUUAGGAAGGACGGAACUAUGCUCGAGGCUGCCUAUUAUCAAUUCUGUGCAAAAUUUACGUCUGUCAUUGGCACACACAGAGCGCUGGAAAUAGAUGUAAUGAUCUAUUCCCUAUAUAGUAAUAGGGGACUAUAAGGUAAACAAAUGUGUUUUAAAAAGGUUAAAGUAAUUCUUUAAAGCUCUACAAAUACAAAUUUCAGUUAUUGCUAGGUAUGUAGGUUUUGUUUAGGUAAUUAUGGUUACAUGAAGGGUUAAUAAAUUGUGCGCAUUCCAAUCAGAACAUAUGAAUUCCACCACAAAUUAAUUUCUCAGUGUUGUGAUUUGCUUGCAGCAUGGUUUCUCUGUACUUCCUAAAGCCUACAAAUAUUUUUUUGUGAGAAGUCAUGCAUUUCUCAUUUUAAAUUAAGUUUGCUCCCGUGACAACUUUACAUUAUUUUCUCCCUAUAACCAAUUUCCAGUGAUAUGGUUUAUUCAAUUGGAAUUGGAGUGAAUUAAAAAACUGAACUAUAUACUUUGUUUGGGCAAAAUAAAAGUGCUACACUGUCAAAAUUCACCCCAGUUAUAGUCACAGCGUUGCUAGUAUAGCCUAAAUUCUGUUUACAAUUUACUAUAAUUUUUUUUGUUUAGUGACUAAGCACCAAUGCGCCAAUUCUACAACCUCUAAUGGAAAAUGCAAGUGGAAACCAAAGUGCUGGUGUAUUUCAAUAUAAUCUUACACAAUCUAAUGAGAUAUUCUAGGCAUAUUUAACUUGUUGUGUUAUCAGUAGUCAUACGAAUUCCGUGACAAGUAGUAUAGGUGUUUCCAGGGGCGGACUGAGCACUCGGGCAAAUCGGUCAUGGACCGAGGGCCCGAGGCUCUGGGGGGUUCUGGCCGUCUGCCUGCCAUGCAGUAAAGUAAUAGCUGGGCUGGGGAGUUUAACAAUCUCCCCAGCCAGCCUGCAGUCAGUCAGUCAGGGGCCCCGCACGGCACUCCGCGGGCCCUAGUUACCAAAUACAUUUCCCCCUUGUUCGGGCAGGCACAGUCAGAGACAGCUAAAGGGCCCUCCCAGAGACCCACUAGGCUGUCUCUCACUGUGGCUGACUGGUGAGCAGAGCAGGAGAGCUGUCUGUAGUGCUGAUCAGGCAGCUCUGUGCGGCUCCUGAUAGAGAAAAUGACAUCAUGUGUCAAAAGGCAUGCGGAGCUGCCUGAUCUGUGUUAGAGGCAGCACUUCAGUGAGAGAGAGCAUGCUCCACUGCUGCUGGGAGAAGGAUUUCCCCCUCUGGCCAAAGGUAAGGCUCCUCUUCCCCCAGCAGCUCCUCUUCCUUCUACCCCCUACUGCCCCUACAGCCACCACAGCCCCUACCCCUACAGCCCCUCUACCCUCUGCUGCCCCUUUGCUCCCUACUCCCUGCUGCCCCUCUACCCCCAGUAGACCCUCUGCUGUCCUUCUACUCCCUGCUGCCCCCCACUCCAUGCUUCCCCUCUACCUCCUGCUGCCCCCUACCCUUUGCAGCCCCUCUACCUUCUACCCACUACAGCCCUUACCACUACAGCCCCUCUACCUUCUACCCACUCCAACCCCUAUACCCACCACAGCCCCUACUCCUACAGCCCCUAUAUCCUCUACUGCCCAUUUGCCCCCUACUCCCUGCUGUCCCUCUACCCCCUGCUGCCCCUCUUCCCCCUGCUACUCAUAUACCCCCAGCAGCCCCUCUACCCUCUGCUGCCCCUUUUCCCUCUACUCCCUGCUGCCCCUCUACCCCCUGCAACCCCUCUACCUUCUACCCACUACAGCCCUUACCUCUACAGCCCCUCUACCAUCUACCCACUACAACCCCUAUACCCACCACAGCCCCUACCCCUACAGCCUCUAUACCCUCUACUGCUCAUAUGCCUCCUACUCCCUGCUGCCCCUCUAGCUCCUGCUGGCCCACCUACCCCCUGCUGCCCCUCUACCCCCCUACUCCCUGCUGCCACUCAACCCCCUGCUACUCCUCUACCCCAGCAGCCCUUACCCCUGCAGCCCUUCUACCUACUACAACCCUUAUACCCACCAUAGCCCCUACCCCUUACAGCCUCUCUACCCUCUGCUGCCCCAGCAGACCCCCUGCUGUCACACUAGCCCCAGCAGACCCCCGCUGUCCCCCUACCCCCUGCUGCCCCUCCAGCCCCAGCAAAAACCCUACUCCCUGCUACCCCUUUACCCCUUGCUGCCCCUUUGCCCCUACUCCCUGCUGGCCCCUCUGCCCCUUUGCCCCCUACACCCUGCUGGUGCCCCCUACCUCUGCCCUUGCCCCCACCUCUGCCCCUUUUCCCCCCUACACCCUGCAGGUGCCCCCUACUACCCUGCUGUCCCCCCUAUCCCCUGCUGCACCUCUACCCACUUACUCCCUGCUACCCCUCUACUCCCUGAUGCCCCUCUACUCCCUGAUGCCCCUCUACUCCCUGAUGUCCCUCUACCUACUACAACCCCUAUACCAACCACAGCCCCUACCUCUUACAGCCCCUCUACCCUCUGCUGCCCCAGCAGACCCCUGCUGCCCCCUACCCCUGCUGCCCCUCUAGCCCCAGCAAACCCCUACUCCCUGCUACCCCUCUAACCCCUGCUGUCCCUUUGCCCCAUACUGCCGGCUGCCCCUUUGCCCCCUACUCACUGCUGGCCCAACUACCUCCUGCUUGCCCCUUUGCCCCCUACUCCCUGCUGGAGCCCCCUACCUCCUGCUGGCCUCCCUACCCACUGCUGCCCCUCUACCCACUUACUCCCUGCUGCACCUCUACCUCUUGCUGCCCCCUGCUGCUCCUCAACCCCCAGCUGCCCCUCAACCACCUGCUACUCCUCUACCCCAUCAGCCCUUCUACCUACUACAACCCCUAUACCCACCACAGCCCCUCUACCCUCUGCUGCCCCAGAAGACCCCCUGCAGACCCUCUUGCCCCAGCAGACCCCCUGCUGCCCCCCUACCCCCUUCUGCCCCUCUAGCCCCAGCAAACCCCCUGCUGCCCCCCUACACCAUGCUGCCCCUCUAGUGCCCUGCUUCCCUUCUGCCCCCCUACUCCCUUCUGCCCCUCUACCCCCUGCUUCUCCUUUACCCCCAGCAGCCCCUUUGACUUCUACCCACUACAGCCCCUACACCCACCACAGUCCCUGUAUCCACUACAGCCCCUCUAACCCCUACAGCCCCUAUACCCACCUCAGCAUAAAUACCCUAUCCAGCCCCUAAACCCACUACAGUCCCUACAACCCCAGCAGCCGCUAUAAACACUACAGUUUUUAUUACCCCUGCAAACUCUACAGCCUAUGCAGACCCUAUACCCACUACAGCCCCUUUACCGCAUGAACAAACCGCAUGCCCAUAUAUUCCUCACAGCCCUUAUACCCCACUACACCUCCUAUAGUCCCUAUACCCACUACAGUCUCUAUAUACCAUGCACCCACUACAGCCCAUAUACCCCAUAAAAGCACUAGAACCCCUGCAGCCUCUACACCCACUACAGCUGAAAUACCAACUACAGGCCCUAUACCCGCUGCAACCACAACAGCCUCCUACAGCCCCUAAACACCUGCAUCCACUACAACCCUAUAUCCAUGAAAGCUCCUAUGCCCACUACUGCCCUUUUUCCCUGCACCCACUACUGACUCUAUUGCUGUCUGCACUUACUACAGCCCCUAUCCCCCUGAAACAACCACAGUCCCUAUGCCUCCCCUGCAACCACCAGUCCCUAUCACUCCCCUGCACCCACUGUAGCUUCUAUUACCCCCUGCCCCCCUAUAGUCCCUAUUUUCCCUUACCCCCACUAUAGCCCUAUUAUUCGCUGCCCCCACUAUAGCCUCUAUACCCAAUACAGCCUCUGCCCCCACUACAGCUUCUAUGCCCCAGCACCCACUUCAGCAUUUAUUCCCCUGCCCCCACGGCAGCCCCAUGUCCACUGCACCCACUACAGCACCCCCACCCCACAGUUUUUAUCUACUUAAAGGGAAACUAUAGUGCCAGGAAAAAAAGUUGUUUUUUUCCUAGCACUAUAGCUUCCUAAAGUGCCCCCCUCCUUUACAGGGUUAAGGGACCUGGGACACUGUACCUAGACCACUUCAAUGAGCGGAAGUGGUCUGGGUGCCUAUAGUGUCCCUUCAUAGAUACUCUGAAUCCUCAUAUCCUAACACGACAUACAAAGGCAUACAUAUAUUCACUUACAUCAAAUAUGAUUGGUUCAAGUAGUCUUGGAAAGACCAAUGAGAGGAAGGGAUUUAUAUAGGUAUGCACAUUUUGCCUCAAAUAACACCGAGGUUCUAAUAUAAGUAGUCUCUAAUCCAGUUUUGUCUAAAACAAUUACACAGAUAAAACAGGAAAAAGUUAUGUGAGCUCAAUUAUUAAGGGAGGCUAAUACAUUCGUUAUAACACUCUCAUUGAAAUACAGUCAUCAAUAAAUUAGAUAUUUUUGCAUUGUGUCUGUAAUUCAAAUUAUCAUGCAAUAAACAAAUCUAAUACUUUUAGAUGCAUAUUUUUUUCGAAUUGUAAUCAAAGUGAGGAUGCUUUUCACUGACUUCAGAAAUCAUAUCUGAAUUGAAUUCUAUUUCUGCAUCUCCAUUUUGAUGAAGAGAGAAAAUGUUUUUCUCUUUGCCAAUAUGAGAUACCUCGACAGAUACUAGCAUUUUAGUACCUGUGUUUAGUACUUGUAAAUGGUCAUUUUUAACCCCUUAAGGACACAUGACGUGUGGCAUGUCAUGAUUCCCUUUUAUUCCAGAAGUUUGGUCUAUCUAUCUAUCUAUCGUUCUAUCUAUCUAUCUAUCUAUCUAUCUAUCUGUCUGUCUGUAUGUCUAUCUAUAUGUCUGUCUGUCUAUCUAUCUAUCUGUCUGUCUGUCUGUCUAUCGUUCUAUCUACCAUUCUGUCUGUCUGUCUGUCUAUCUAUCUUUCUGUCUGUCUAUCGUUCUAUCUAUCGUUCUAUCUAUCUAUCAGUCUAUCUAUCUUUCUAUCUGUCUGUCGUUCUAUCUAUUGUUCUAUCUAUCUAUCUGUCUGUCUGUCUAUCGGUCUAUCUGUCAUUCUAUCUAUCUAUCUAUCUAUCUAUCUAUCUGUCUGUCUGUCUGUCUGUCUAUCUACAAUAUGAGCACAUAUAAAAUGAUUUACAUGUGAGGGCAUAUGUAUGGACAAUUAUUAGUAUUACAUAUUUAGAAAUUUAUUUUAUUUACAACACUGUUUUCUUAUCUGUAACUUCAUUAUUUGGUAAAUGUUUUUUUUUUUUAAAUUGUUUCCUGUCCAACCAGGAGUUGUUAUUUUUUUUUUUAUUAUUAUAACAUAAAAUAACAUCCCCUCUGUGCAUACUGAAAUGAAAAAGACAUUUCUAGGACUUUCCAGGGCACCGAAAAUACUUGGAUACCGGUGGUAGUUUUUCAAAUCGUUUGGUAGUGAAGGGGUUAAAACACAUAAAAUCAGUGUUUCUUUUAUGAAUGAAUGUUGUGCCACAGAGGUUUGCAAACAGAAUAAAACAUCUCUAAAUAAAAGGAAAGGAGUCAAGGAUGCACAAGAAAAAGAUACAAUUUGCACCUUUUGGUUUAUAUCAGCAAAACCAACCCUGGGAAUCUGAGUCUUUUUGUUUUUUUUUUUUGCUUUCUGGUAGCUAUAGUACUUACAAAAUUUGCUUUAACUUAAUAAUAAAACUACAUCAAGCAAAAUAGUUAUAAAAAUGAAAAAAAAAAAAAAAGUCAGAGAGACAGACGUGUACAUUAAAGUACCUAUACAUACAAUAAAUCCUAGCAGCUGACUUUUGAGAUUUUUCUUUCUCCUGUGCCAAAUAGCUUAGCUAUGUAAUCAUUUCUAUAGAUAAAACAGCUCAAUUUUAUUAACUUGUUAGCCAUCUUUGUAGAAGAAUAAAUAGAUAAACGCAGUAGCCCUUCAAAUGAGAACUGUGUCUUGUUAUAAUAGAGAAUAAUAUUUUUAGAAAACAAUGAAGGGGGUAUGGCUGACUGUGAGCCAAUCAGCAACAAAGGCAUUCCACUGCUAAAGUGUUAAGAACUUUUCAUUACAUUGCAGCCAGAACAAGUAAAAGAGCCCAGCAAUCAAAGUUUCAGGAAAAGCUACCUUUUUGAAACAGCUUUUUUCAGCAUUAACAGGUGUUGUAUGGGUUUCUCUUUAUAGUACGAGCUGUGAUGAAUCAUUUGUAGCAAUGAAUUUGUUUAUUACCCGGGUCUAUAUUUCUAUCUACUAUAGCGUUGCUCAUAGUGUUAGGUUUUAAUUUAGAAUUAUUUAAUAGUUAGAAUAAAUGAUUUCAUAUCUAAUGGAGGAAAGUGAAUAUUUAUGUCACUGCUGUUUGCUUUUUAUUAUUUACUUAGUGUUCCAAAUCAACAAUCCCUAUGGAUUUUUAUUUAACAAUAUCUGAAAUAAUAUACGAUAUAUAUAUAUUUACACAAUUAAUAUUUUUUUAUGAUAAAAUGCUGCUUUAUCAAAUCAACAGUUCCUAUGGAUUUUUAUUUAAAAAUAUCUGCUGACAUAAUAUACAAUAUAUAUAUUUACACAAUUAAUAUUUUUUUGUGAUAAAAUGCUGCUUUAGUGUGCUUGGGUAGUCAACAUAAAAACAUCACUAGUAUUGUACUUACAGACUUAUAAAAAGUGGACGAUAUAUUACCGCGUGGCAUAGACAUUAGUUUUUGUUUCAUAUACUUAUAAAACGUUGAGAUAUAUUUUUAGCACAUCUGCCAUUCAGAAAAAUUAUUGAAAGGCAUGCAAAGAUGAGUUCAGUUUUAUAAGUGCAAAGAGACCAGACCAGCUAUACGAGUUAAUGGUUCAGUAGAGGUUAUGUUUAAAAUUCUAUUCUGAGAAAUCUUUCUGAAAUGAAGCAGAAAUAUUUUUUUUAAUAAUGUUGGUUAUUUUAUGGUCAUAUACAACAAUAGAAUGUUAGUUAGAUUCACCAGGGUUGUUUUCAAAGCUAUUUAGAGUUUCUUUACAGAAAUAGAAGUUGGUCAUUUUGAAUGGAUAAAUAUUUGCAUCAGCCCAAGUGACUAAAUUAUCUAUUAUGAAUUCUUGAUUUUGACAUAUUUGACUAAAGAGCCUGUCUUAAUUUGACUGCAGUUAAGGUGUUAAUAGUGAUGUGGUGCAGCUAACCCUUUUAAAUAUUUCAUAUAGAUAAGAAAGUUAAACUUUCAGAUUGAGAAAGCAAAGGCAGAAUGAAUGGUCCUUUCUAGACCUGGUUUCUUUUUCCAAGGAGACGCCUGUUUUUUGCCAAACUACUUAAAAAUAGUUUGACAAACAAAACAAACAGACUGUAUCCAAAUUUGGCAUUACCAUAAGGCAGCGUAGGUGGCUGCCUUAGGACACCCCAGCUGGGGGUAUAAAAUCCCCAGAUGUCUCAUUUACAAUCUUGUUGCUAUUUUUUUGCCAGCCACUACUCUCUAAAAUGCCUGUCACUUCUACUGAAAGCCACUGGCUAAGUAGUGGCUAGCAUCUCUCAUUAUUCUCAAUAUUUUUUGCAACUGUGGAGAGCGGAGGGGUGUGAAGAGUAGGAGAUGGACAAAAUGCAUUUUUACCUGUGUAACCAAGGAUCAUUGAAUCAGCCCUGACUGUCUGCAUAGACUUGCAUCCUAGUCACUACAGUAAGUUGUAGUGGUUAUACUGUCUGCGGUGUCACUUUAACCCCUUAAGGACACAUGAUGUGUGACAUGUCAUGAUUCCCUUUUAUUCCAGAAGUUUGGUCCUUAAGGGGUUAAACACGUAUUUUGGGUGGAUGCUAAAGUUUUUUUAUUUAUUAUUUGUAUAGAGUACAGAUGCCAAAAAGGAAUGUUUAACAAUUCAACAUAAGAAACAAAUUUACUAAAAUGUAAUCUCCUAAAAAGUUCUAGAAAAAAAAACGACAUAUAAGAACGUCAAUUUGGUGGAACUACCCUAAACAAACUCCAAUGAAAAUUCCACUGUCACUAUCUCUCUAGUUAAUCUGCAUAAACAGCAUGAAUAAUCGUAACUAACCAAGGCAACGUGAUGCUUUGUGGAUCGAUUGCUUUGUUUGAUAUACAAUCGAGUGUACUCUCAUUUUAUUUUCCAUAGCAGCCUAACUUGGUCAUAUUUUGCCUUAAACAUUCUGCUUUAUGACAGUUUUUAGUUUUUAAAUUUUUGUUUAACAUCUUUAAAUACUUCUUGUUUUGAGCCUGUAUGAUAAACUCCCUACAGUGAGUAGCAUUCCGGUGCUGUGUGAGAGAGAUGAACGCUUCUCAGGGCUGUAAUGAUAGUGAAGUAUUUAUAUAACCCAGUUAUUAAGAAGUUAAAUAAAGGCACAUUCCAGGCAACCCAUGCAAGUUAGGUGCAAUGCAUAUGUUAUGUUAUUUUGUUGUGCCAGGUAUUUUUUUUUAAUUCUUCUCAAUAAUAAUUAAGUUUGCUCAAUUAUCCUAUCCUUUCUGACCCUCUCUUUCAUCGUUCAAAGAUAAUUAUUUUUUUUAUUAAAUUCAAAGUUAAUUUCACAUUUAAGGUUAAACUGGAAAUAUAUAUCCAAGCCAACUAAGCUUCCAGUUCAGCUAAUUUUGACUUACAUGUGUAAUUCACUUUGAAUUCACUAAGAAUACCCAACAAUUCUUUCUAUAGAAAAUAAUCCAAUAUGUGAUACAAAUAAAAUAGGAUAAAUCCAGUAUGGAGUGACCAUUUAAUUGUGGCAGGGACAACAAAUGAAAACGUGUAGUUAUUUUUAUAGUGCCUAUAUCAUGUGAAAACUCCAUACUACAAUGACGACUAUACUGUACUAUAAUAUGGGAGUCCUAAAAGCCUUUUAAAACUCCCUAUGCCAUCCCACAGACUGAACUCGCAUAGCAAAGAAAGCCCUGAUUAAGUUGCUCCAUGCUAUGUCAGCUAUCACAUUGCGUAGGGAACUUUCCCACACUAUGUAUUAUCAAUGAGUACUCUAAUUAGCUGGCUUGUAAGCCAACCAAUCAGAGCACUUUGACACUAAAGCUUCAUGAUACGUGGUGUCCAGUGUGUGGGCAUUAGGCCCUGCCCGGGCAAAUAGUUUGGAUUAUUUUCAGCCAUUCAGUGGCAUUCAGCCAGUUAAAACCCAGACAAAAUUCAGGCCUGUUUGAGGACCGAAUUGCAAAAUCCAGUCAUUGUUAAAUAGUGUGAACAAUAUCUUGCAGUCCAAAUAGCUGUACAUUGGAAUUGCCUGUUAUUCCUUUUUAAAGAGUAAACUUAAAGGAACACUAUAGUUACCAGAACAACUACAGCUUAAUGUAGUAGUUCUGGUGUCUAUAGCUUGUCCCUGCAGGCUGUUCAGUGUAAACAAUGUCUUUUUUCUAGUAGCACCUCUUGUGGCAGUCACUCAGAUGGUCACUAGAAAUGCUUCCUAGUUCAAUGCAGUACAGUAUGCAGCACUGGUGUUCAGAGACUCCACGCCCUGCAUGGAGGUGCUGAAUGUCCCCAUUGAGAUUCAUUGAUUCAAUGCAGCUCUAUGCAGAGAUACUGAUUGGGGCAGAGCGGCAUUUUGCAGUGCUUGCACAAUAGCCUCUCAAUCCUAAGGGAAAGCAUUGGAUUGGCUAAGAUCAUCAUGACUGAUACUCUUAGUCAUGGAGGCAAAGGCCUGCCACAGCAAGACCGGCAAAGCUUGGGAGUAAGGUGAUUAAAUUUACUUUUUUAGGGCAAUCAGAGCAGCGCCGGUCACUUAAACAGCUGCACCAGCCCAUAGCAGCACUAUAGUGUCUGGAAUACAUGUCUUUAUUCCUGACACCGUAGGGCUCCUUUAAUGUAAAAUGUAUUGGGCAUUUUUCAGCCUUCAUUGUUGACUUGUGCUGAACGAUUUUUCCGAGGAUUUACUUUGCUAACUGAAUAGCAAAUCCUGCAUUAAUGUCUAUUUAAAAUUGCUGUUCAACUAACGGAAUCCAGGCAAUUGUAUUUACAGCAACACAUUCAAUGCCCCUAUGCUAGAGUACUUUGAACAGCUUGUGUAGUAGAAGCAGGGGUUAAAUAAUACACAAUGUACACAUUGAGGCUGGGAAGAUAGGGCUAGCCUCCGAGAAAUGGUCUGAUUGUGGAAUGAGCUGACAGGCGGCUGAUCAGAUUGGGAGAGUAAUGUUUGACGGUGCAUACGUUGAACUAUGUACCCACCCUCUUUUGAAACAUAAGUCUUUAGUGAGUAGCUACAAUAGAAAGAAAGAAAUAAUAUAUUAUCAUAGAUUAACUACUAGUAAGGUGAUCCCUUUAAACAAAACACUGUUUUCUUUUAAGGAGGACAAUUUCAAUUCAUUUUAAAAAUGUCAAUCUCAUGCUGACUAAAAAGACAAGCUUGAUUACAGAUAUCUGCUGUAUACAUUUACGUUGUAUGUACAAGCAGAGAUAUUUCUAUACCUGAACGUUAAAGCCUCAGAAAGUGUAUGGUUUUCCUUCAAGAUGGGAAUUGUGGAGUACUGAAAGAGGAAUUCAUAAUUGUUUACCAAAAUAUUUGAAAUGAGAAACUCUAAAAGCCUAAAAUUUGGAGUGUCCAUAUUAAUUUAUUAUAAAGCUAUCAUUUAGUAAAUUAACUAGUGUUUUGUGCACAAGCUAGUGGAUAAUAUAUCUGAUGCAGUCUUAUGGAUUUGUCCUAAAAUUAUCCUAAAAAUAUUGUGCUAUCAAAAAAUACAUUUAAGACAAAAUCACUCUUACUUCUCUGCCAUUUUUAUAAAGUAAUAAGCUAUACAGAAAAUAAUCUAACCUUUUAAAUACAUCUUUUCAUGUUUUUGAAGAAAUUGAAAAAAAAAAUAUUUGAAACCAUGGCCUAUUUUGCCACAAAUAGGGAAAUGUUGACUCCAAUAAUAGUAAUCAGAUUUCUACUUUGAUUAACAACCUUGCAUGCACACUAGUUAUAGCCUUGAAUAUUUAGUUUUUUCAUACUAUCAUCCAGAUCUUUUUUCAAAAAAUUAUUACAGAAUCUGAUAAGACAAUCUCUUUGCAUUGAUAAUUCCACGUUCUUACUGUAAAUAACCCUUUCCUCUGCUGUAAGGAAAAAAGCCCUUCUUCCAGUCUCAUUUGGUGACUUCUUGUCUGUUGUAUAUUGCUGUUAAUAAACAGGUUAGUACAUGUGAGUUGUACUCACCCUGUAUAUAUUUGCAUAGUGUUAUCCCAUCCCCUCUGAAAUGCUGUUUUUCUAAAGAAAGCAAUUGCAUAUCUAAUAUAUAAUGUUUUCAUCCCCCUUAUAAAGUUUGUAGCUAAGCUAUGCAUUUUUUCUAGUUUUUGUGAUUAUUUAAAACUGGUGCCCAAAUAUGCAUUGCAUAUUCAAGAUGGGGUCUUACCAUUGAUUUAUAAAGAGGCAAAGUUAUAUUUUGAUCAUGUGAAUCAAAACCUCUUUUUAUAAAUGACAGCCCCAAUUCCUCUCUUUAUACUAGACAUGACAUCACUAGCCUUUGCAAUGACAGACCUGCACUGCAUCCGGCUGCGUAGUUUGUUAUCUAUAAUUUAUUCCCAAAUCCUUUUUAUUUAAUGGUAUGCCUAAAUGAACUGAAUUAAAUGUAUAAGUGGCUUGUGGGUUCCUCAGUCCAAAUUCCUUGACUUUCCAUUUAUUUGUAUUGAAUCUCGAAUUUUAUUCCCCUACAUCCCUCUUAAGUUUCCAUACUGAAGCAAGAGCAUGUAAAGAGUUGUAAAAAAAAAACAAAAAAAAACCCAUCUAUAAACCUUAAGCCCCCAUGAGUUGUUAGCAUGCUGCUACAUAUUAUAAACUAUAUGCCCAUUUGAGCGACUAGCACGUUAUACCAUUGUCAUCAGCGUGAACCCAUAUGGGCUGCUAGAACGCCACACCAUAAUGUACAUUUUACGUCCACAAGAGCGGCUAGCAUGAAACAGAGUUUAGAAAGUUAUUUGUACACUCUUCUUCCGUCUAACACCUAUACCUGAAUCGCUAGGAUGCCUGUCCAUGAAUGACUUAUGCAUCUUGUACAUCAAUGUUCUGUUUAACUCUUAUUCUUCUGCAUUGGAUGCAUGUAUGCUAUUGCAAAAAAACAGUGGAAAUUCUCCACAACAAAAAUAAAGAAUUAAGAAAAAAAUAAAUUAAAAAAAUAUAUAUUUUUUUUAACAAUGGGCCUAUUCCAUGGGCAUGGGCCUGGAGCUGCAGCUCCAUCAGCCCCUAUGUUAAUCGAGCCCUGAACACAGGCAUAUGUUAAAACAUCCUCUAUCCAAUGACAUUGGUUGCUCUAUCACUGGACUCAUAUUAUGAAUCCAUUUAACCCUUGCUAGCCACUUUGUUAAUAAUAAACAUUGGAUACUAUUGUAACACAAUGUUCAUGUGUAAGCUGUUGUGUAACAUAAGCUGUAAUUAUCAUCAUGGAGAUCAAAUUCGGCGGUUACGUUCAUUGUCAAAUACCCUAUUGAUGACAAAAAGAACAUUGCAAGAAUGCCGAUACUGCAGAACUGUCAUCUAGCUCUUAGGAUAAAAACAAUAAGAACUUAAAUAACUUCCAUCUAAUUACUGAGUGUAGCUCUACACUCCGAAAGACAAACACAAGGGAGGCUAGACAAGUAAACAAAAUUAGUGCAUCUCCUGAGUCUGCGUCAGUAAAUAAGCACUGCAAAGGCACAAAUGAAGCACAAAAUCAUGAACAUUAUUAUUUUAAAAAUAAAUAAAAACACAUGGCCACAUGUAUUGCAGAAUAUGAAACCUUAAAGAAAUCAUCCUACUAACCCUGAAACUAAAUAUGCAACAUGAUUCAAGGAAAUUUGCUUAAUAUUAACAGGACCAUAGAUAUAAAAUAACUCUAAUCUACUUAUACAUUACAGGCUCUCAGCAAAAUAGAUUUUUUUAUUUCCAAAAUAUAAGGUAAAUAUAAAGUGUACUAUUUCUUCCAGCAGUCCUAAAUGUGUCAAUUUAUAAACAGUGGAGUUCAAGUGAUUUUCAUUCAAGAUCCUUCUAGAGCUGUCGUGACCUACAGAGGAUUCUAAUAGGAAUGCAUUAUCCUUAAAUAGAUGAGAAUUAGUCAUCUCAAUGGCUUAUGAUAUAGUCAAAGAAACUCACGCAAGCCAUUAAUAUAACAUGUAUGCAAUGUAUGGCUUUUGGUCUAAAUAAUUAAAAAAUGUUUUGCAUAAUUUUGCAUCUUAAAGCGAUACUCUGGGCACCAUAACAACUUCAUCUAAAUGAAGUUGUUAUCAUGCUUGAAAUCCCCUGAUAGUGUACUACCAUUAGGAGUUACACUUAAGAGGUAUCCUUAGGUGCUGGUCUCUCUCUCUUUUCUUCUGCUCCAGGCUUAUGUGUAAAACAUAAUGGGGGGAGGGAGUGGUGGUGCUGUGAUUAUCUGAGAGCAUUGGCACAUGGGUACAAAUCUUAAGUGUGGUGCCAAGAGUUCCAGGCAACAUAACAACUUGAUUGCUAUAAAGUUGUUAUGGUGCCUUGAGAAUUCCUUUAAGCUGCUUUUCUCUGUUCAAUCUUCUUUAUUCCUCAAGGGACACUGCAAACUCCCAUCACCUUUAACCCUAGAGUGGUUAUAAUUGUAGUUUUUUUAUAAACUGCAAUCGUUACCUGCUAGGGCUAACUCCACAGGUAGUAGCUGUCUACCAGAAAGCCACUAGAGGGACUUCCGGCUUCUUAGAUGACAUUUGGUCAUCUAAACAACCCUGGACAGGCUCACGCUGUACAUGAGGACUUCCAGAGUCUCCGGAAUCCCCAUAGGAAAGAACUGUGCCAGCGCAGAGGGACAUCGGUGCUGGACCCAGGUAGGUGACUGAAGGGGUUAUUAAUCCCUUCAACUCUGCGGGUGGGGUCUUGUUUCCCUGGCACAAUAGUUUCCCUUUAAAAAUGUAUUUCUUGCUGGUGAGUUUACCUGUAUAUGGCAUCGAGGCGGCAGGGUGGUUUUGGGCAGCACUAACCGCCUGGGAGAUCCUGUAUAUGAGCUUUCACUACAUAGAAUAACAUAUGAAAUCAAGCCAGGAGCAUAUCCUGAGGAAGCGCAAAGGCAAGUGCUCCCCACAACAUGCCAGAUAUAGCUGCUCCUGAUCCCUGUCUAAUAGUUAUGAACAUGACAUGCAUUCAUAGCAGGUACAUCAGGGCAGUUCAACCAUAGUGAACACUACACUUGGCAUAUGAAGACAGAUGAUGGCUAUGUGUAGAGAGCUCAGGCAGUGAAAACCUUAAAAACAGAGAGCAUUCAGGGAGCUGUCGACAUCCAUCUUACCCGGUUCCCCGAGCCAUGAAAGGUUUAAACAACCCUUUAGGCACUUACUUAACCUCAGCACUGAGUCAGGCUCCUCCAACGUCAGCUGAUGGGAGGAACCUAAUGUGCAAGCAUGGGAAACACUAGGAAGCGCCCCUAGUGGCUGUCUGGUAGAGCUUAAGGGGACAGGGACACUGCACCCUGACCACUUCAAUGAGAAGAAGUGGUGUGGGUGCCUAUGGUGUUCCUUAAGUACAAAAGGUUAAGACGUAAAUAAUUUGGGUCUGAAAACAGGAACUAAAGCUUUUAGGAUAUAUGAAGUGAGAAAACUAGUUAGAUGACACUUUACCCUACAAGUUUCAACUUGUACAACCACUUUCUAAACUUAAAAAUUGCCAUUUAAUCUCUUAAUAGAACAAUCUGUUUCACUAAUCUUUUCAAGGAAGAAAAUAAAUAUAUAUAUAUAUUCUCUUAUUAUGUGUCUUUAUUAAACAUACAAAAUUAAAGGGGCCUCUGUAGAUAUUGUACUUUCAUCCAGUGUUAAAUAAUUUUUAGUUGUUUAACACUAAACAAUCAUUCUCAGCAGACCUUAUUCUCUGUACUGCUUAGGCUAACAAGGAAGCAUUACCCCGAACAGAAACGAGCAGUGGUUACUGGCUGAUAGUGUCAGCUGACUGAUUUCAGUCUAUGACAGCUGUCCAUUGCUGGUAUAUCAUGGUAUCAAAGAGUAUAAUUUCUGACUUAGCCACAGCUCCAGUGGUUGCUGGGCUAUGUGCUGCCACAAAACCUCAUUUAUUGUUAAACUUGAAUAAUGUUAUUUUUUUAAAACGGGCAUGUUAAUAGCUAUAAUUAGGAUAUAACAAGGACUAUACGGAGGAAAUAUUUGGUUUGGCGAAUUGGUUCGCCUGAAAUAUAUAUUUUAUUUCUAAUUUGAUUUUUCAAACUUGAUCUGUGAACCAAAGAGCAGUGUGCACGUAUACUUUUUUUUUUUUUUUUAAUUCUCACAAGAUAAGAUUCAGAACAAAGGUGUAAAGAAGUCAUGAGAAGGCUAAGUGGUUGGUAGACUUUUUUAGUUUAGUUGAAACCAGUAUAAUGCUGUUAUUUAAAUGACCUAAAACUGCAUAUACAGAGCUUGUUUUGUGCCUGCAGGUUAUGUGAUUGAUUUUGUCUGAUCUUCUGUGUGUAUAGCAUCCCAAAGAAAAAAAAAAUGUCUUAAUUUCUUUUCUUUUUUUACUUCAUAUAGUUAUAGUCUAUUUGUUGUAAAAAUGUUUUUACUAUAAAAGUUGUUUUUCAAUUUAUAAGUUACAAAGCUUUUUGAACAGAAUUCUUUUUUAACAGUUUAUAUGAACCCUUUUCCACUUUUUCUCCAUAUUUAUUUUUAUCAAUGAUUUAAUACUUUAACCCCUUAAGGACCAAACUUCUGGAAUAAAAGGGAGUCAUGACAUGUCACACAUGUCAUGUGUCCUUAAGGGGUUAAAGGGACACUAUAGUCACCAGAACAACUACAGCUUAAUGUAGUUGUUCUGGUGAAAAUAGUCAGUCCCUGCAGGCUUUUUGUAUUAAACACUGUAUUUUCAGAGACAAGGCAGUGUUUACAUUACAGCCUAGGGACACCUCCACUGGCCACUCCUCAUAUGGCUACUAACGGUGCUUCCUGGGGCAGUGCUGCACAAUACUUUCCUAAGGGGAGGUCUAAUGCAUUAGCACUCACUCGUCGUGGGACGUCGGAGGGGGCAGAGCAUCGAUGGGAUAAGGCAAGUAUAUAAAAGGGUUUUUGUUUACCUGGGGGGGCGGAGGGGGUACAAUGGACAUGAGAAGCAGAGGUAGCUAUAGUGUACACUUGUAGUAUCCCUUUAAAUAUUUAUUUUGAAACCACUUUAAAUUCAGUUUUAAAAUUGUGUUUUGCGUAGCCAGCAUGUAAACAUAUAAUAAACAGCAAAUAUAUGUAUAGAUUGCUUUAAAAAAAAAAAAAAAGUUAAAAGAAAUAAAAAAUGUUGGGCUAUGAAAAGCUUUAAACUGUAUGCAGUAACCCUUUUAUUGUAAUGUUUGUUAAUGUAGCAGCAGUCUAGUACUGCCAACAGGCAAAUGGUGGCACUCAAGUCACAAAACAAACGAAACAGCUCAUCCAUUCUUCAUUUCAACUGUUUCAUGACUCGUCAAAGCCAAUUCGGAAUUUGUCCUUUAAGCCGAAUGGCCAAUUACCCCAAAUUCGGGCAAAUGGUGAUUUGUCCCAUAAUGAAUGUUCUAGUAAAGUCUAGUGGACAUUCAGUUUUUCAAAAAUAGUAACCAUAUCACAGCCCCUGAUGGAGGUUCAUGUCCAAUCAUAUCUGCUGGAAAAGUUUCCUCUGAGUGCAUGUCACCCUGAGAAUUUGUCGGUUCAUCUUGAGAUGCUAAGAUUUAAGUGAAAACUCAAGGUUAAACCUUUGGUAUUGCCAGGUAUGAAAAUAAGCAGUGACUUUAAAUCAUAUCAGAGUGUUGAUCUUUUUGCUCUAUGGUUCUAUUUCUCUUGACGUGUGUGAAUUGUGACUGCAAAUAUGCUACUUUGUUUAUGGAAUUUAUCUUCUUGAAGUCAAUAUGAUUGUUUUGACAGCAAUUUGCUUGUCAAGUGAUUUUAAUUCACUAUGACUGUUUUACGAGUCACUGCUAUUUAUUCACUGAACAUCUCAAACUGUAAUACAUUACAACCAAACUGCAAACUUCAGGCCUAAAUCACUGAUCUAGGAAAAUUCCCCAGCUUGUCUAGAGUCCCAGCUGGGAUAUAUUGGCCUUAAUUUUGCAAUUCAGCUCUCUACUGUGGCAGAGCUCCCUGUAUCCCGGCUGGGUUCCUCCGACAAGGGUCCGCUUUCUAGCUGGAUCUGAGAAGGGGACUAGCUCUGUUUUCUCCCAGGGGCUGGAUGGCAGUGGCACACAGUCCUGGGAGCUACUCAGUCCUCACAAGGACUUUCCCCGCUGCAUCCUCCACACGCUGGAACAGCUAACCUAGGGAUUGACCCUUCCCCCUGAGUAACUUGACGACACACAGCUCUGGAGGUACAACACUGACAAUCCUUUUGGGGGUCUCCAUCCUGUUCAAUACAAUCCCAGGCUGGACAGCGAUGGUUUACAGAUAACCAUCUCCCGCUCUGAGAGAUACAUACUGCACAAUAAUUACAACCGUAAAACACAUUACAUAUAUGGAGAGCAAAAAAGCAAGUCUCAAGAAAGUGCUGAGGAUGGACAACAGCUCAAUUAGCUUGCCCAUCGGCGGAUCCCCGCUCAAUUCUCAAGCUGGUUUUAGCUCAUCUUGUGCCAUUACCAAGAGAAGCAGACCAUGCAUCUCAGACUGAUUCCACCCAAAAGGGCAGAACAGAUUCAAAAUACAGGCCGGCUCUCUCUGCACGAGAGAUCCAGCAGCCCCAGACAAUCGUUUCAGCCUUGUUAGGCAUCAUCAGUAAGGCAUAGCUGAUAUCUCUCUAGGCACCAAGAGCAAGGGUUCCAUGUUUGGAUUAGCCUUUAAGCUUAAGAAGAGCAAAAAAAACAAGUCGUAAGAGAGUGCUGAGGACAGACAACCGCUCAAUUAAAACGGGUCGCAAGAGUUUUCUGAGAACGGACAGCAACUGAAAUAGCCUGCCCUUCGGUGGAUGCCCGCUCAGUUCUCAAGCUGGUUUUAGCUGGGGUUGCUGUGUCUCUCGUGCAGAGGGAACUUGCUGGCAUUUCAGAAAUGGACUGCCCGUAUGGGUGGGACCAGUCUGAUAUGCUUCAGAUAUGUUCUCUCUGUAAUGGCACAAGAUGAGCUAAAACCAGCUUGAGUUCUCAGCGGGGACCCACCGAAGGGCAGGCUAUUUCAGUUGCUGUCCGUUCUCAGAAAACUCUUGCGACCCGUUUUUUGCUCUCCAUAAGUUUAAAGGGUAAUCCAGAUGUGGACCCCCUUGCUCACGGUGCUUAGAGAGAUAAGAACGGUUUCUGUUCGUAUGAGCGCUGCAGAAUGGGGAAACAGGCACAAUACAUGGAAUACAAGUAGGAACACAUAAUGCAAGGUAAAAAACACAUGAAUAAGCAGUGGGCAUGAUACUUAAUGACAGCAGUUUGUCACACAUAUACUACAUUUCUAUUUUCAGAGAUAAAAAUCCCAUUGUGUUUUGCAUGUGUUCAUUCUCCUGAACAUAUUAGCAAAAUUACAAACAAUUUGCCUUAAAACAUGGCCUACAUUGAUCAUCUUAAUAUUAGUUCUAGAAUAAAUCAAGUAUAUAUUUUAUUUUCAUGUAUCUUACAAAGUAAAAUCUAGUCCUUACAGCCUUGCUGACACUUUUUAGACUCAAGUUUUGAUGGCCAUCCAGUAGAAGAACAAAUGUCUCUGUAAGAAGCCACUAGUCACUGAUAUAAGGCCUGCAAAUGUGCUGAAAAUGUAAGAUUACAAACAGUAAAGAACGUUUCAAUGGGUCAUUUCAUUCCUACAGUCAGGGAGAGGGGAGAAGUGAAUGGACUCUACCAUUUCACUGUCAAUAUUAUAUUAGCAUUUCAGAAAUUGAUAAAGAAUCAUAUAAAAGUUUUAAAUAUCUUUAUUUUAGAAAUAUAUGAUUAACCUAUAUUUGCUGUAUGAUAGGGUUAUGUUUAAAUGCAGACAUUAUUUUAAUUUUUUUUUCCCUUUUUAAUAAGAUGCUCUGCUAUUAAUGCCUUCAAGGUCCUUAAAAAUACCUAUAAGCAAGAUAUUUGACCAUUUUUAUGUAUUUUUUUUUUGUUACUUCUAUGCAUUUUUGCUUUUAUACUAACAUUUCAGACGCUGUGUAAAAUAUUGAAAGAUGAAGGACACUGUAUACUAUCUACAGCUUUUCACAAACAUUUUUAUAAAGGCUUAACAAAUAAGUUAAAAAUAAAAUUUGUAUAAAUUUACAAAAUUUUAAUUUUUACAUGUAUCUGCAAAUAAUACAUACACAAAAACUGCUGAGUUAUAAUAUGUAUAUAUUCUAACUAUGCACCCAUUCUUCAAAUACAUAUUAUGCUAAUAUAUUUUCAAUUAAACAUGCUCAGGAGUGGAGGAAUUAAAUGAAUCUAGACCCCUUUUUUAAAAACCAAGUAUUAAAUGUAACAACACUACCUCUCAACACAGUGAAUUCUGUAACUUUGUUUUUCUUACAAUAAAGAACCUUUUUACUGCUGUAGGUAAAUCUAUUUUCCAUUAACAACUCUCUAUGGUCUUUUUUUUUUAAAUCCAUUUUAAAUCCAAGUGCAAGCUUGUUUUCCAAGUCUCUUUAUGUUUGUACUGUUAUGUGUUCCAUGGAACUACAUCAAACAGCAAAAUGUUAAAAGCUCACAUCCACUGAUAUGCUCUGUUAUAUAUUUUACUUAUUCAUACAAGGCAGGUAAGUUCAUUUUAUAUAGUAGGUCUGUAUUCAAUUAAUUUGGACUGUUUAAAAAAAAAUUAAAAAAAAUUCCUUAACCCUGAGUCCGUGGCGGACCCAAGGAGGGGGGGGGGGCAAUGUGGCAAUGUGGCAAUUGCCCUCAUCCCCACCUCUUCCCCCCCCUCGAGAAUACAGCACAGUAAUGAGAGCAGGGCAUAUCGAUGGGGGAGCUGCAACUGGAGGCGUGAACGUGGAGUUACUAGUUACAGUUCUGAGCCAGGUGAGUUUCAAUUUGCAAGCUGCCAUGCCUGCCGGCAAUAGUGUCACUAGUCUAAUAGUUUGCUAACAUGGCCCCAGCCAAGCUAGCUGGUGUUAGAGGCAGAGGCUAGAGCUUCAAUUUGCAUGUGGCCACUACGCUGGUCAUAGUAUCACUAAAAGUUCACUAACAUGGCCUGAGCCCAUCUAGCUGGUGUUACUCAAUUAGUGACUACUACUUUAGCAUAAUUCAACUUGCCCUGGCAGCCUGAGCCUACGAUCAGUGAGUGACAGUCUCUGUCUGCAUGCUGCUGUCCCUAAUUGAAAUGGACUGUUUCUGCAGGAAGAGAGUGAUAGAAACUGUCACUAGGUUAGACUGCUCUGCACUCAGGGAAUACUUGAUGUGUCCCAAAACACAUAUACUGCCCCCCCCCCAUGCAUGCACUGCAUCCCUCACACACACUGGCCCCUAUAAACACACUGCACCCCUCACACACAAACUCUGCCCUACAUACACACACAUGGCCCCCAUACACACACUGCAUCCCUCACACACACAUACUGCACCCCCGACGCACACACACACUGCCCUCCAUACACACACUGCCCCCCUCUCACACACACACAUACUGCCUCCCCACACAGACACUGCACCCAUCACACACAGGCAUUGCACAUCACACACACACUGCAUUCCUCACACACACAUUGCACCACUCACAUACAUUGCACCCCAUACACACAAACACACAGACAUUGCACAACUCGCACAGACACAUUAGUGCCCCUAUUUCCUGCUACAGGCCCUAUCCCAGCAGACCCCAGGUAAGUUGUCAAACUGUUUUUUAAACAGUUUGACUGCUUACUCUGGGAGGGCGCCACGGCACUCCUGAAACCAUAACCACUACAGAGAGCUGUAGUGGUUAUUGUGCCUGCAUUGUACCUGUAAAUAAUCUUCAAGUGCCCCUCACGUGAUUCGGUUCUGGAUCCGCCCCUGCAACCUUUUAAAUAAUUUCCGCAGAGGUAAAACUCACACAUCUUUCUGUAUUCUAUAAGGACCAAAAAAUAGAAAGAUUGAAAAUAUUGUUGUGAUUAUUCAAGAGAUAUAUAUUCUCUAAACUCAGAAUUGUACCAUAUUGUGAUAUUAUUUGUAAAAUUGGAGCAAAAUUGGCUAAUCUGAAUAUGUUCUUAACCUGAGCUAUAGUUACCUUGGCUGCUUCAGCCUUAUUUUUGCUAUUUGUAUUUGCAAUUUGAUGUUUAGUGAAGAAAACACAAAUAAUUCAAAUAUACAACAUAUGUUGCUUAAUUGCAUCUGUACUUCAUCUAUUGUCAGUAAUUCGGAUAUUGGCUAAUUUAAUGUUACCAGUUCUUCUAUUUCUUGUUUCAAUUGAUUAUUUUUUUUAUCUUUAACUUUAUCCAUUAAUAGACUUGAAAAAUAGAAUUGAUUUGACAUACUCCCUAUGGUUAUUUUUUGUUUUGUUUUCUUAUUUAGGCAAUCUAAUUACAAUUCUGCAGAUUUCCGGUAUUUCUUUGUAUUCCCUACAUUAUACUGUUGAUUUAUUUUGUUGCUAUAUCUUAAAUGCCACUUUCUACUUAUUAUUUCCCUAAUGAUAUCUUUGAUAAGCUAUGUUGACUUUAAUUAGGUUCUUUUAUUUUUCGUUACCCCAUGGUAAUGUUGUUAAGUUUAUUUUUGUAACAUUUGCAAUAUUCCACUUAAUUCUUUUAUCCUCUUACUUGGAUGUUUGACAUAAACGCUAAAUUAUGAGUUAUUACUAGGUCCAUACAGGCAUAUAUUAUAGCUAAGAUAUGAACCAGUUUAGCUGGUUCACAAAUGUGUUCCCCUUCACUGAACUACUUGUUUCAAUAUCUUAAUCAAGAAUCGGGUAAUUGUAAUAUACUAGGCUUUAAUUUGAGUUUGACGUAUAAUUGUGCCCUAUCUAUGUUGCGUUUUACUCUGUUCUUACUAAAGUCUGGUUAAAUUAACUGCACAGCCAUGCAUAAAAUAUCACCGUGUUCCAAUAUCGACAAUGAAAUCUUUUAGUUCAUCACUUGCCAGUAUCUCUAGGUCUUCUUUUUUGCUUGUCAAACAUCUGGCAUUUGAGAGCAAAUAUAUUAGGCAGCUACCAAUCUCAAGUUUUUGGACAUUGUUAAACAAAUUAAAUCAGUGGUUUAUUUAAGUCACUCGCAAAAUGUUUUCUCAAAUGGUAGAGCUGUUUCCAGUUCAGUUUUUUGUCAUUACUUUUUCCCUACACUUAUUUUAACAAUUUUAACUCUAGCCAACCUUUACCCCAGAACAGACAUGGAGUCUAGUCCUACUCUAAAGCCUUUAGCCAAAGGCAAAAAUCAAACCAGUUGUCUAAAAACUCACACUCCUGCUUUAUAUUCCACAAGCUCUGAAUAGUAUGCCUGUCUCAAUCUUCUAAUGCAGGGGUAGGCAGCAUUUGGCAUGCCAAAUGUUGUGGACUACAUCUCCCAUGAUGCUUUUCCUGUGGUUCUGUGAGCAUUAUGGGAGAUUUAGUCCACAACCUCUGAAGUGCUGAAGGUUGCCUUCCCCUGCUCUAAUGCAUGGUAUUGAUAUAUUCUAGCAGAUGGUCAUUACUCUACACUUUUCUACUUGUAUAAUUUAUUAGUUGUUCUGCAUCAAUGGUACAAUCAGCAAGAUGGAGCAGAACUUUGGGUCAUGGCCUCAAGGAACCAUAGGAUGUAAUAAUGUAUCCUUAUGUUUUUAACCAAGCAUGGACUGUAUCCAAACAGGUGCUUCUUUGGAUCCAUUUAUCGAUCACACGCAUAUUUGAUAUGACAUGGUAAAUUGAGAAACUUAACAAUACAUUGUAAAAAGAGAUUAUUUACUCCUGUAGCCACCCGCCCGUUGAUCCAUCAUCAAUGUAUUGAACAAAUAAAAAUAAAGAUGUUGUGGGGCUUAUCUCUUAUCUCAUUGGCUGAGAACAAUCAGACUCUCAGCACUGCAGGGCUUAACACCAGAGAGCUAAUUGAAAGUUUUAAGAAGGAACUGCACCCGGCAAACACCAGGAAAAGAGUCAAACAGUUCUAAAACAGGUAGACUACUUACAAUGCGAAGGCACCAGGGCACUCUUAGCACCAUAACAGCAACAAUGAUCUGUAGUGGUUAUGUUACUUGGAGUGUUUCUCUAAAUGACCUUGUACUGAUGUUUAGUGCUAGAUAUAAUGAAAUUACCUGGAAACAUAGUAAGCCGGUAACACAAACUCUGGUAAAUACAUGGACCUUAAGCUGCCAAAAAAUACAGCAUCUGACCUUCACAAAUUUUCUUUCCCCUACUUAUUUAUUUAUUUAUUUAUUUAUUUUUCCCAGAGAGAAGCCGAAAUGAUUUUACAAUCAUUAAUUCAAACUAAUUUCAAUUAGGAUGUAUGUGUUUCAAUCUUAAAGGGCAACUUACUCCUAAUAAUUGUUUGUUCUGUCUAAUGAUUAACAGGCAAUGUGACACUUUUGACUUUCACCACCUGCAGUACUAUCAGCCCAGCCCUGAAGCUGGAAGAAGUCAUGCCAUUGAAUAUGUAAACCUUAAUCACAUGCCUUCCUCUUGGACAGGUUUGACAUGUCAGCUGAUAUUUGGAGAAUUUACUUACCUACAAAUAUAGUCGGGCAAUAGCAUAUUAACUCUGGAGAUUUAAAAAAAUGUAAACCUAAUAUUACUACCAACAAACUUAACAUAAUAUAAAUGCCUUAACCCGAUAAAUACUAAGGUUAAAAAGUAAGAAAAAACAGGAUACCAUUUAUUUGAAACAGAAUAGUUAACAAAUAUAGAAUAUAUAAAUAGUAAAAUGCUUUUUGGGUAACGUUAAAAAUAAAUAAAUACACAAUUACAUUUUUUUGCUUAAAAGAAAUACAGUUUUUAUUAAGUAUAUGUUUCGGUAGACAAUAUGUGUACUUUUUUUAAACAAUGUCCAAAAUGUUAGCAUUAGCAUGAAAGCAGAAUUAUAUCAAAUAUUUCAUUUAUAUAAAGUAUAUAAAAAUAGAAAACAAUACACUAUCCUGUUUACAGAUAUCAUGAAGGUAUUUAAAGGAAUUCAUUUAACAUAUUUAAAUGCCACUAGUUUAUAAAAAAAUAAAUAAUAUUAUGUAGACACAUAUAAUUUCUUCAUGUUGUAUUGGCAGCACAAUAAAUUGCUUUCCUGUGCUUUAUAAAAUGUUUAUGCUGUAGCAGCGUAGUCUUAUUCGAAGGGCCAUUUGGGGCAGCACCUCACCAAUAUUUAUGUAGGGAAAAAAAUAUGAUUUGCAGUAGUUUAGACACACUAAGAUUCUUUUAUUGGAGGGGAGGGUGGUCAGCCAAAUAAAAUAUGGAGAAAAAUUAUUUAAUUCUGUAAUGGGUUUAGUUCUGCAGGCAUCCUCACCCUCAUUGGUAGCCUCAUCUAGGCUGUAAAAAAUUUGUUUUUAUUGAGUUCCCAUUUGGGCAGCAGAGGCAGCUGCCCAUGAGUGGAGGCAUGCUAUUAGCCAGUCUACACCGACGAUCCCCAUAUACAUCCCUGCAUUCACUCUCACGCCGAUAAUCUACACAUAUGCCCCUGCAUUCACACUCACACUGAUACUCCACACAUACAUCCCUACAUUCACAAACCAGAAAUUGCAUGAGGAUAGGAAAGUCUAAUGCACGUGUGCCACUCACCAUGCAUUCACAUUAGGUUCCCCAAUAUAAUGACAUCAGAGGUGGCAGACAGAGACCCAGCAACUAACGGAACUGAAGAAAAAUAUCUCAAAUUGCACUCCCCUGAUUUUUAUUUUGGGGCGGGGGGGAAAUUCUUAUACAUAAUGAUUAUCUGAAGAUGUGCAGUACUACUGUAAGCUGAUGGAUUUUUUUAGAAUGUCAUGUGCUGCUUCCGGUAUCUUUAAUAAUAUUUAGAGAAUGCACUCUUUCUCCUUUGAACAUGCAUUUUCACACAUUUUUAUUUGGUAACUUAAGUGCCUACGAAAACCAGCUCAAACGUGCUAAUGCUUAUAUCAACUGAAUUUCUACAGGGAGCAGGUUUUUCAGCCUAGUUCCCAAAAUGUAAUCAGCUGCGUUAUCAUACUGUUAGAUUUUGGACGGGUAGUGCAUGCAGUUAUGGAAUAAAAAAGGCAACAUAAAAAAUGUAGAGUGAAAAAUACAUUAAUAUUUCUUUUGCUUUAAAAGACGUAGCAAUCGAAAUAUAUAUUUAAAAAAGAAAAAUAUCCAGUAGAUUUCACAUGAUGGGUUUUACACACUUCAGUUUACUGUUGAACUGCCUUUAACUGACUUUAUUGACUAAUCCUGUGAAAUAUAAAUCCCACUGAGGCAGUGGGAUUUAUAUUUCACAAGAUUAGUCAAUAAAGUGUGAAUAAUCAGGAAUUCAAAAUGAAUUAAAAAGCCAAUGUCAAAAUUUAGGAGACACUGGACAAAUUGGAAAAUUAAAUUUCAUAUUUUGACUUAAAUAUGAAAUUAAGUUUGAAUUUACUUUGAAAACCCAACACUUCACACUUUAGCAUGUAAUCAUGUAUGCUUUUGAAAAUAUUCACUUUUUUUGCAGGGUUAUUUACUAAGGUGAAACUUCUAAGUGAAUUCAAAGGGUAGCCGAUCUGGGGGGGGGUGAAAAAUCUGUUAGCCACGCUUUCAGUUUGGCUACUCUGGCUUUCAAUCUGAAAUUAACUUUGGUAAAAUAACCCUGUUAAAGUGAUUCAUGGGGAGAAAGAUAGGAAUAUAGGCCUUGAUUUAAUAUAUUCGGAUAAGUUUUUUUAUAAAAUAUAUAUAGUAUAUAAAGAAAUAUAUCCAUACACUGAUCGGCCACAGCAUAAUUUAUCCUGCAGGUCCUUAACUUGCUGCCAAAACAGCUCUGAUGUGUCAAGGCAUUGAUUCCACAAGACCUAUGAACAGGGCCAGGCUUGGGAAAAAAUGUUGUCUCAGGCAUUUUUUAAUCACAGUGGUCCAUUGAGAAUGGAAUGCCACAUCACCAAUGACAAACACGCCCCCUCUCAAAGUGAGCAUGUUGGUUCAAUGCUCUUCUAGGGCAGACCAUGCGCAGAGCCCUGCUGAAGAGCUCUUGCAUGAAAAAAAGUCCCUGUGUCCAAUCUGCACAGUGCAAUUGGAUCUAAUUAAACACUUGAGCUGUGUUUGCUUGUGACUUGUCUCUGGUGUCUUCAGAAGUAGGAUAGGGUAAGCAUGUGUUUGGAGGCUGCUUGUGGGAUAACCAGUGUGUAGAGUGAGCUGAUUGUGGUGUGGUGUUUUGUGUUGUUUCAGUUGUUUUGUUUUUGUGGUGUAAAAUGUGUGGCUAGGGGCUAUAGAGAGUGAGCGAGUGUGUGUGUGUGUAGGGGUCAUAGUGUGUUUAAGAGAUGUAGCAAAUGUGUGCAGAGAGGCUGUAGUGUAUGUAUGUAUAUAUGUAUUGCUUAUGUAGUGUGUGUAAAAGGGUGUAGGGAGUAUGUUUAGGGAACAUAGUUUGUGUUUUUGAGUACAGAGGAUCUUGUGUGUGCAUAGGGGAUUCAGGGUGUGCAUGUCAGGAAUGUAGUGUGUGUGUAGGUGGUGCAGUGUGUGUCUAUAUGGGAUCUAUUAUGUAUGUAGGGGAUCACUUCUAACUACCAUAGAAGUGAUACGUUAAAUGGCUAGUAGAGCAACCUGGUAUAUUCUGUAACCAAGCAACCGGAAAGUUGAAUACCAGGAGAGAGGGGUAAAAGGGUGUGGAACCAACAUUAAACAGGCAGAGAGUCAGACCCAUAACGUAAUCAAUAAUACCACUUAACCCUCCUAAUAAUUGUUCCCAGAAAGCACUUUAAUUAGCAGUAACUUGAGUGUUUGUUAACUGAGCCAAUGUAUUAUUUACUUUUCUUUUUUUAAUGGCUACCCUGAUGGUUGUCUUAGAAGAGUAAAUAAACCAUAUAACAGCAACUUCAAAUGUGACUUGGUGGGAUUCAUUUUCAAAUAAAUCAGACUUUCCAAUGUUGAUUCCAUGUAAUUUAAAUUGAAAUUGGGUUUGGGCAAUCAAAUCAAUUUGAAGGUAUUUUUCAGAAUUCUUUCCCCCCACAUAUUUCAAUGUAAAACCUGUUCUUGCUGUCAUAUAACAGACUGUUAUCAUGUUCUAAAUAUAUUUCCCUUUUAUCUUACAGGGUAUACAUUUUUGAAAGAUGCCAGAUAUGCCAGUGACACUACAGCACACCCCUCCAGAUGGAGAAUGGGGCUGGGUUGUAGUCUUUGGUGCCUUUAUUUCAAUUGGGUUCUCGUAUGCAUUUCCAAAAGCUAUUACAGUGUUCUUCAAGGAGAUUCAAGAGAUCUUCAACACUUCGUACAGUGAAAUCGCAUGGAUAUCUUCAAUUAUGUUGGCUGUUAUGUAUGCAGGAGGUAAAUCCCAUCUUCCUCAAUAUGUUUUUUGCGUUUGGAAUGUGAUCAUUGUGCUAUUAAAUGAUCCAUUAUAUAGGUAAUAUCUAUUACUAUUUUAGUACACGUUAUGUAAAUAUUUUGGAAUUUAGCUGAUUAGUUGUUUUGGAAGUCUCAUUGUUUCUAUGAGGGCAGGGAAGGGAGAUGUUCCAGAAAACAAAUAUUGCUCCACUGUCACAAAAAGUGGCUGAAAACAGCAGUGAUAGAUCAAAAAAAAGGACAAGGUCUGCCCUAGAGACCCUGGUUUGCUAGUUGAUAUUCGUCGCAUAUACCAUGCCUCAUCAUGAGAAAAAAUUAACAAUAUUUUUGCAGAACAUAAGUAUAAUGAUAUUUUCGCUAAGAAUGAACAAUUCCAUUGACAAUGAUUUUCUGAAAUCAAUCGGUUAUAAUGCAUCUUAUCAGGGCAAUUACUUGUAUUUAGAUAAUGCAGAGUACUCGUAAAAAAUUGUUAAACCUGUAGGAAAAAAAAAGGUUUAUGCUCUUUACUAAAAUUCAAGGCUCACAUCUGACCAUACUUCACAAUUUUGGGCUAUGGACCUAGUUUGAAUGAUGUCAGAAGAAAACAUGCAGUAAGUGGCAAGUUACAGCCGUAAACAGACCUUCUUAGAAAAUCGACUGGGAAUGCAUUGUAUAAAUCCAUUGUGUCUACAAGAGUUAGCAUAAGCCAAAAAUGCAUUUUUUUUUUUUUCAGUUUUACUCAACAAUAUUGUUCUACUACAUUCCAUGUCUCUGAGUCUCUGAAAGAAGAGUCUGACCCCCACCUUAUCCUCUGCAGAGCAGGAUCUGUGGCUUUUCUCUCCCUUUGUUUCUAUAUGAGCAUUUUAGAAUUAGGCAGAUAUACAUUUUUGUGACAAUUCAUACAACUAAUUAUUUUUUGAUGCCCUCAUUCAAUCUCCUUUAUUAAAAGAUUGACAAUCUACUUAUUCAUUCAAACUAUAGGCAAAAAAGUAAUCACAACAACAUACACUUAUCUUGAUCUCACGGAUCAUUUGAUACAAACCCACACAGUCAUCAAACUAAAUUUUCAAGAAACUAUCAAUUCCAUCCUUUUUCUUAUCACCAAUUUCUGCAAGAUGCCCUCUUCAAUCUUUAAUCUCUUACUCUGAAGAACUGGUACUACCUCCAAACAAUGGCUUGAUCUUUCAUUCAAUAUGUCAUAUAUCUCUUAAUACAUAAUGUUAUAGAAUCUUCUAAAUGUAAUAUAGUCAUAACCCAGUGGUCCAUUCACCUCUCCUGUCUAGACAGACUGAACUUUAAACUUAAAUGAGAAUAACUUUAAACUUAAAUGGGAAUAACUUUAAACUUAAAUGAAAAAAUUUACCUGCAUUCACCUACCAAGAAAUAUCUCUGAAAGUCUUUCCAUAAUGCAAUAUAUCUCUCUCAGUCAACUAUUUCUCAUGGAUGAAUAAAAAUGUGAUUCAUUUUUUUAAAUGUAACUAACCCUCUGUAGACAUACAGAUACUCACUGGUCUGUAUGAGUUGCUUUUAAAUCUGUUGGGUUAGAAUUUGAGUCUUUUGGCUGCAACAUUUUAACUACUAUUAUUAAAAUAUUUCUAGCAGAUGUUAGAAAUUAUCUACACAAGUAGCUGUAGUCUUAACCAGUUAAUCUGGAGUUUUUUUUUCACCUAGAUAAAUUAAUGUAAUCUCAUUUAGAGAAGCCUUUGAGUUUUCAUUUAGAGUAGUAAUUUUUAUCCCUUUCAAACUGACAAAAUUAGAAAAAAAUUAAUCUUACAGUUGAUGUGUAGAUAGAUAUGAAUCUGUAAAGCCUGUUAGUAGCCCUAGUGGUCAGCGAACCCAUUUAUUGUUUUUUUUAAAAAAGUUUUUUACGCUUUACAAGUGUUAGAUGAUGUAACCUAGGCUUAUUAUAUUUACUUAGAUAUUUAAAGAGUUAAUGACGGGCAAAUUAUAAUUUUCUUAUACAUGAUCCAUAUUUAGUCUCAUCAUGUAUAGCUCAAGAGUCCUGAAUGGCAUAAUUUUCCCAUAUUAAAUGGUCCACAGUUGGAUAUCACCCCCCUUCAUUUUGCGUACUUUUUGUUGCCUAUGGCAGUAAAGACUUGUAAAAGUUCAUGUUUUGUAGUUUUCUAAUGGAACCAUAACACUACUGGAGAACUGUAAAGCAUGAUAAAUUAUACACCAGGAUGCUACACCGUGUAAAACAUUUAUCCGGUAUAAUACAGUAAUGAUAAGUCUAUUUGCCUAAGGUUUUUAACAAUAGAUACUGCAAUUCUAUUUGUUUGCUAAAUGAUCUGAGACAAGCUUAUAAAAGACUUCAUACAAAACCUAAAGAGCAGUGAAUAAAAUAAGAUAAAUGGCAAUAAUCAUGCCCAAAAAAUGAAUAAAAAAUGAUUAUUUGAUUGGGCACGACUGAUUCUUUGUGUUUGCAGUCCUCAAAGGACAAAUAUUAUUACAGGUAUAUUUUCCUAGUAGCAUAGCAACCAGACAAAGAUUCACAGUUACCUGAAAAAGAUGAAUCCUUUGCUGAUUGCGAUAGUUUAUGUAUUUUAGAGACAUAAGUUCAAUUUAGCCAUUCUUCUUUGACCCAUGUGCUGGGGGGUUGUUGUAGAGAAUAAAAAACUGGGUAGGGAUUGGAAAAUGGCAAACCAAUGGCAGUCCACAGAUAGUCAUAUCUCAAACUGGCCAGAGGGUGCCCUCCGAAUUGUUGAAAUAAUUCUCCACCCAUGAGAGGGCCCUGUCAUCACAACUCUUCAACCAAAAUAAUUUAUUUUUCCCUUUAGCUUCAGAGAAGAGAUCAUUGAGUUUUUUUAAUGUUUUCUUUUUUAUGAUGACUGCAUGUCCAGUAAUGCUAAACUAAGUCAUCAGACUGGUGACACUCUAUAAGUGAACUCUAAUGCAUGGUACUACAACAUGUAGAAAUAAUACCAGAAAGUGGGUUAUUCUAUACCUGAAAUUCAAUGCCAUUGACUGUAUGGCUUGUGCUGUUGAGAUGUGUGUUUACUAAAUGCAAAUCCAGGUGAAAGUUCUGAGAGCAGAUCAACUAACAAGAACAUGACAUUGAUUGCUCAUCUUUGAGAACUUUAACCCAGAUAUACUGUAUAUACACAUCAGUAACAAAGGUCAUAGUGCUACACAUACAUUGAUUUUUUCAGAGUAUUUUCAAGGUAACCAGACAGAUGACAUUCAGUUAGUGAGACCUUAAGCUUUACACCACUAGAUGUAAAAUUAACACCAGCAAGUGGACACCUGAGAAAUCAAUGACUUUUACUGAAUUAUUUAUGUUGUUGUGUACUAAAACUGAAUCUAGGUGAAAGUUCUGCGAGAAGACCAAACAGAAAGAACAUCCCAUAGAUUGUUCACCUUUAGAGAACUUUUACCCAGAUUUUCUAUUUAUACAUAGAGGUAGGCUUAGGUAGCUAAAGUCCCUGUGCUAUAUGUACAUUGAUUUUUGCUGAACAAACAUUUACAUUCUCAAUCAGGUCCUGACUUAAAAUAAAUGAGAUAUAAAUGAAUUUUGUGAGAUUAUGCUUUGUUUUUUAAAUUUUAUAUUCAACCUCUUUAUUUUUUGGGAUUGCAAUAAUAUGAAUUUAAUUAGACCACCUUAGUGGUUUUUUAACUUCGCAUAUGGAAAAAAUGAGCCUUGACACCCACAAGCUGGUAUUAUUGCAAAAGAGAAAGAGAUAAAGAGAUACAAAAUAGGAGUGUAGGGGGUGUAAAGAUAUGUUUAAAUAGGCUGAUCAUAUCUUAACCCUUUCAGCUAUCCAACUGUCAGUGGUUCAAUACCAAAGAAAACACAGGUACCUGCAUUAAAAUACAUUGUGUAACAAUGAAAAAAAUAUAAUUUGUAGGGACUCACAGUUGGUCCACAUGUAUCAAAAGGUGAGAGAAACUGAGAAGUACUUCAAAUAAACAGUAAAUAAUCAGAUGCUCUUAACCCAUUAAGGACACAUGACGUGCGACAUGUCAUGAUUCCCUUUUAUUCCAGAAGUUUUGUCCUUAAGGGGUUAAUUUGCUUGUGCAAGGGAUAUAGAGAGUAAAAACAACCUGCCUGGUAAGAACAUGCCGAAAACUGUCCCCUACCCCUUCCUUCACUCUUUGUCCUAUAUGGUGAAGGGUAAUAAUGAAUGGUUGGCUAGAGGGUCCCCAAGCACCUAGUCCAAUAGAAGAUUAUUGAGUAUCAAGUCCCUUGAAAAGCAAGUGGAUCAAUGAGUCCUGAGUCCUUUUUGCCACAAUAAAAAACACCCUCUCUAUAGGGGUCCAUGGGAUGUCCAUCAGCUACCUCCCAUUAAAAUGUUAACCCAACCUAAACUCUCUCACUAUAAUAAGCAUUAGGCUUACAGUGAGAAGAUGCUGCUGUCCAUAGGAAAGCAUUGAGAAAUGCUUUCCUAUGGACUGAUUGAAUGCACGCGGUUCUUGCCGCGCAUGCGCAUUCGGCGGAUGACGUCGGAAAAGGGAGGAGGGUCCUCAGCCCUGAGGGAGCCCGACGCUGGAGAAAGGUAAAUGUUCAACUCCUUAACCCGUCUUGAGCCCGGCGGGAGUGGGACUCUGAGGGUGGGGGGAACCUAUUAACACUAUAGUGCCAGAAAAAUGAGUUUGUUUUCCUGGCACUAUAGUGGUCCUUUUAACAUAUUGCUGGUUACUUCAAUUCUCACUUUUAAUAAUCUAAGAUAAUUGGUUUGCCAGGGAAAAUAGCAAUUAGACUUGGAGAUUAAUUUAAUUAAGAACUGCAAGCUGUCCUAAUUUUGUCUAAAUUGUGAUUGUUCGAAUUCCAGAACUCUGAGCAGAAAUAUAUUUGAGGCGGCGGGGCCUGGCAGCCAAGCUGAGUGUUCGCAUGUUGCUUGUGAUCCGUGCAGCACUGAGUAUUCUGCACAAUUUUUGGACUUCUAAUCUACGACUUAACUGCCUCUACAUACAUUUGGUCCCAUAAGACCUGUUGAAGCAGCACUGCCCUCCUAUAUAACGGAUUAACAGUGGCAGAUGCUCUGGUGGCCUAUCUGUGGACUCACAAGUGGCGAGGGCAUUGGGACACGGCUGAUCUGGUGAUCUCUGACCUACCUGGAGGCAGACACUUAGUAGCUGGGCUCACUGUCCCCCCCCUUCCCCACCGGUGAGGGUUAUCUGGGCCAAGCUGGCUAGCAGAUUACAUGACUCCACACAUACGCUGACUCCCACUGAUACGCUCAAGCGAAUACCAGAUGCACCAGCCCCACAAGACAUCAUGCCUAUUGCACCCAGUGCUGGCCUAGCUCCAGGUAGAAAGCCUACCCGAUCCACAGUGGACAUCCCCUAUCCUCAGUUACCCCGCACACUUCGACAUCGGCACAUUACCCGACCACGCUGGGUUCAUCAUUGCACCAGAGGCAGAAGCUCAAGCUUUUUACUGCUACUCCUCUUUUUUCUCUAUUAGUUAAAUUGUCUCAUUUGAUCUGUGUACUGUAAGUACUGUAUCCUGUAUUUUGUAUAUAUUUUGCUGUACACUGAUUGACCCACUUUUGCUCAAUUGUGGUUCAUCUGUUUUCCAGAAUAUUUCUUAAAAUCAGCUGAACUGAAUUGCCAAAUGAACAAAAUUUGUCUGCCUUGAAAAAUAUUGUAUUUUCAAUAGAUGUAUUUCGACCAUAACAUAUUUUUCCACCAUGCUCAAGUCUAUUGCCCAUUGCCACAUAAGAAGGAAAUAUAGAAAGUUGGUUCCAUAUGUACCAUAGUUUUCUUUUCCUUGAUAUAUCCAUGGUAGCAUUACCAUAGGGUUAUCUCCUCCAAUCUGGCUGUUAAGAACAAUUAGUAAAACCUUUAAAUACACCACUUGGAUUUGUAUAUCCUCAGUCUACAUUGAUGGGAAAUCCAUACUGCUACGGAUAUGUUCAGAUAAAGAAAAUUAUGGUAAGUAUGGAAACAAUUUUCUAUGUUCAUGGACAAUCUAUGGCAGUAUUACCAUAAGGUAAUACCCACACUAAAUCCAUGAAAGUGAUAAAAAAACAAAAGGCAACUAAACACAAAAUGCUGCAAAAUACAAAAAUGCUUUAUUUAGAGGAAACCGAAUAUAAGACAUUUCUGCCAAAGCAAGAAAAUUUUGAGGCUCUAAAAUCCACGUCAUAAUGAGAGAUGAAGGUAUUAGAAGAAGUCCAAUAGCCGCUUUACAAAUGCUCUCCUUGGACUUGGGUUUUGGAAUCUUCAGAAUGUAUUACCACUUCCCUUAAACACGCCUUAAUAUUUUUGUCUUCCUCCUAUGGAUAAUUGACCUUCCUUCCAAUUGCUAGACUUAUUUAAUUCUUUGCUAGGUCUAUAACCUCUAGAGUCCGUUAGGAAACUCUGUCUCAAAAGGAGCGUCAUUCACUCCAUGAUUAAGAACCUUUACUUUCCCUUCCAUUUUGCUUAAGUAAGGCUUGAAGAUACAUACUUGCAGAACCAAAUAACCAAUUUGUGAGACAGAAUUUUUACACUUGUGCGAAAGUUGUACCAAAUGCAAAUUCGGUCACGCGAUUCACCUCAACAUCUUAAAUGUUAAACAUCCCUGAAAGUCUCAAAUGUCUUUCUGAAUCUGCUGCAAUAUUUGGAAAAUGAUAAAAAUAUUUAAACGUAUUCAUCAGUAUUACAUUUAACAUGCUAAAAUAUAACUUAGCAGACUUUUACAUACACUUCAGCAGUAAUUCAUAUCACUGCAGAAUUAAACAAACAAAUGUAAUACAACAAAUAUGUAAAAAGAUGAUAAUUAUGUGUAUUACUUAUUUCAUAUUGAGAAUUAAUUUUCUAAACCUACAAUAAGCCAUCUGGUCAUCCAUAUGGUGUUAUGUCUGCCCCUGGAAAAUAGAUUAAGCAAAAAUCCAAUAAAUAAUAAAUACAAAUAGAUUACACAGAAAGAGAAAUACAAUAUAAAUGUUAAUAGAAAUAGAUAGAUAAGAUAAACACAGAGAGACAAUGGAUGGAUGGAUGGAUAAAUGGAUGGAUCAAUGGAUGGAUGGAAAGAUAGAUAGAUAUCUGGAUUUGGAUAAAUAGAUAGAUAGAUAGAUAGAUAGAUAGAUAGAUAGAUAGAUAGAUAUGGAAAUCACACUAUUGAACAAAACAUUGAAACUAAUCAAUAACAUCAGUUCACCAUCUUAUAUGUUGUUCCAUUUCUUUUAAAAUAUAUAUUAAAGAUUUAACAAGGGACAUCACAAUAUAGUUCAGUCCAGAUACAGACAUGCUACAACAUGCAAAUGACAAAGAGAAAACGUUGUUUUGCUUUCUCCUCUACCACUAUGUCCAAUGACAGAAAAAAAACAUUUAUGAUGCAGAUUGACAGGGUGCUAAAUUGAAGACAACGAAUUCCAGGAGAGAUGUGUAGAUUUCUAGAGUUAAUUUAACUUUGUUAGACCUCACCAACACAUAUUUUCUAAAUAUAGAUCAUAAGUAAACAAACAUUCAAUAAGUAAAAUUCCCUUUAAUAAUCCACUAAAAAUAAAAACCCUGGAAAAUUAAUUUAGGGUGUUUUUGCCUGAUAAAUUAUAAGAAUGAAACUACAAUUUUGUUUUGAGUGUGAGCACUUAAUGGAUAUCAGAUUAAAGGACCACUAUAGUGCCAGGAAAACAUACUCGUUUUUCUAGCACUAUAGGUCCCAUGGUCCCCCUCCCGCCAUGCUGGAUGGAGAGGAAGGGGUUAAACUUACCUCAUUCUCCAGCGCCGGGCGGGGAGCUCUCCUCCUCCUCUCCGCCUCCUCUCCUCCUCUUCGGCUGAAUGCGCAGGAGCUGCGCACGCAUUCAGCCAGUCCAUAGGAAAGCAUUUUCAAUGCUUUCCUAUGGACGCUGGCGUCUUCUCACUGUGAUUUUCACAGUGAGAAGCACGCAAGCGCCUCUAGUGGCUGUCAAGAGACAGCCACUGGAGGCUGGAUUAACCCAUUUAUAAACAUAGCAGUUUCUCUGUUUAAUAAAAAAAAAGGGAUAACCCUAGCUGGACCUGGCACCCAGACCACUUCAUUAAGCUGCAGUGGUCUGGGUGCCUAUAGUGGUCCUUUAAGGGAUAUUAUUAUUUUUUUUUCCUAAAGAUAAAAAAUGAAUAUUCAGAUUUGUUUUUGGGGGGGGGGCAAUGUUUAUUGUUUCUCAACAAACAAUCUGUUUUAGUCUAGAUUACUUCUGCAAUAACCGUUACACAAAAACUGGUCAGUUUUACUACAACUUUAUCUUAACUACAAGGCAUUAACAUUUUUUCAACAGAAUUACCAGCAAAUAUAUCAAUUAUUAAUUUUAGAAUUAAAGAAAAUUACCCUUCCCGUUGCCCACUAGUCAUUUCACAGCAUGCACUUCUAUGCCAUUAGCAAAGGAAUGUAUAGGUCAGUGGAGGUUGGUCCAAUAGUGGUAGGUAGGGUGGCCUCCCCAAGUUAUUAUGAAAAUAAAUGAAUAAAAUAAAACUCUAUUGGCAUUGAAAGGAUUACUGAAAAGUGUGUUUAUUUAUCACUGGGGAUGCAGCUGGUUUUGAACUGGGUAAAACCAGCAUCUAAUAAAGUGGGUGAAACCUAACAGGUGAAGGAGGGCAGCGCCCCGCCAUCUUUAAACUUCAGCAGCUGGCCCUGGUAUAGAUCAUGUGUAAAACAUCAAUUAGAAAGACAGUUCUGCUGCUUGCCUUCAAUGUAUGCAAACACUCAUGCGUAGCUAUGGGGAGGCUCAAGAUGGCUUAGUGGACUGAUUAUAACAGUGCCAGCAACUUACUGCUUUAUUGGCAAUUACUCCAGUUUGUGUGAAGUGGCAGCUGUGCGCUGGUCAGAAUUAUUUGCUUUGCGAACAAGUACAUGCCUACUGUUAACAGGCUACAUUAGAUUAAGCUAGUUAGUGACAUACAUUAGGUAUAAACUUUGUAAAAAGCUUAAAGCAAAAACCUUGUCAUUGUGUAGGAAACUGUAAGCAAGAAAGGUGUGAAAAUAUAGACCAGUGCCCAAUGUGCUGGGUUUGGUUUUAAAUGUAUUCCUAAAACAAUAGUGUAUUCCUUACACUAUAGUGUUUAACUAACUAUUUAGGGCCCUGGUCCCCCUUAGAUGGCAGUAAAAAUGUGUUUUUACUUACCUUUUUUCUCAACACGACUGGCCCCAGCCAGCUACACUUCCAUGGGUGAGGUCAUCACACUUGACGAUUUCAGCCAAUCCAAUGCUUGCGCAUGCACAGCAAAACACCUUGCUACGCCAAUCAGUAUCUGCUCAUGUAGACUCAAUGAAUCAAUGCAUCUCUAUGAGGAAUGUUAACAUAGGUGCUGCACACUGUACUGCACUAGAAUAGGAAGCAUCUUUGGUGGCCGUCUGAGGAACAAUAGAAAGAGGUGUUACUAGGCAGCAAUAUAUAUGUUGCCUUUUCUCUGAAAAGGCAGUGUUUACAUUAAAAGGCCAGCAGGGACAGGCUAUAGGCAAACCUCUUCAUCCUUGGUAAAACAACUUAUCAUUUGAAAUAUUUCCAUUUUGAAAAUCUAAUACUUUUGUGCAUUUUUGUUUAAAAUGAAAAUUAAUAUUUUAUUAACAUUAAUCAUGUAUUUGCCACUUCUAUAUUGUCAUAUUUGUCAGAAUUCUGCUGUCGUUUUAGUGCGUUUUAUUCUGAUACUUUUUCGAAUGCUAAAGGACAUUUAUCAAUGUCUACAAUGUAAAGUGUUACAAAUUUGUUGUGUAAAUCAGUUCAUUAGUAUGCUGACAGAAAUGCUUUUGCAGUUUAUGUAUUCCCUUACCAUGCUAAAAUUGAACUUUACAUACACUCAGAUCAUUGCAUACAUAUAUAUAUAUAUAUAUAUAUACAUAUAUAUACAUAUAUAUAAAUACAUGUAUAUAUAUAUAUAUAUAUAUAUAUAAUAUAUGAAUAUUUGUUGAUUGACAGAGAUAGACUGCAAGGGAGGGAGGAAGGGAGGAAGAGAGGGAGGGAAAGAUGGAUGGAUGGACCAAGGAUGGAUAGACAGAUAGGUGGAUGGAUGCAAGAAUGGAUUGAUGGAUGAAUGGAGGGAUGGAUGGGUGGAUUGAUAAAUGGAUGGAUAGAUCAAUGGAUUAAUGGAUUUGAGGAGAGAUGGAUGAAUUGAUGAAUGGCUGGAUGUAUGGGUAAACGGAUGGGUGGAGGGAUGCAUGGAUGAACCUAAAUGACUCAGGCCAAAUUAUAAUGCUUUCUUUAGAAGAAAAUAAAAUCCCAUCUGAUGAUCACAUCACUGGGCAUUGAGAAACUCUACACUGCCCAUCAAUAGAUUUACUGACUGUUAAAACAACUCAUGGGCACUAAAAUAAAACUCAUAAAAAUAUAUGGCAAAACAGAAAGCCAUAUUGAAAAUCAUAAUAAAAUGUUAUUGAACGCUGUCUAGAACCAACAUACCACUUCCUGAGCAGCAAUGUUAUCAGCUGUAUAUUUUUGCUCCAAUAGGUCCAUUGGUUCAGUAGAGCCAAUGUUUAUAAUUAUCUGCCAAAUGUUAGGCAUGUCUGCAGGGACACAUGGUGAUGUUCUUAGCAAGAUAAAGAAAUUAUAUUUUUCUGUCCACAUUUAUAGAAAUAUGUUUGGCAGCUGGGUCCAAAUGGUAGAUUACCAGCAGCUGCAAAACUUCAUCUCCCAUGAUGCUCUGGCAAUGUUAAGGCUGUCAAAGCAUCACGACCAUUGCCUUUUUGCAACAGCUGGGGAUCUACCUCUUGGGGACCCCCGUUGUAAUGGUUUUCAAUAUAGCCAUGUACUUCUCAGCAUCUAAUUUGCAUGUGUGGUUAAGAAGUCUUUGAAUUGUCCUGAUAAAAAGCCAUAUUCAUCAUUUAAUUCUUCCUUUCAUUUCACAUUGGCAUCAUUUUUCAAGUAAAUACAUUUACAUUUACCUGUCUUGAAAUGUUGAUAUGUAGACAUCACAAUGGAGACAAUACAAUGGCCACUGUCAUCUUCGUAUGACAUCUCUUGCUCAUUAUUUUGAAGUUUAAGUACAACUUUGACAGUUCUUUAGUUCAUUAUCUUUAAAGUGAUUGACAAUUCCUGGUCCCUACACAUAAAGCCUUUCUUCUUCACAUAACAAAGGUCUUGGAUUAUCAAUAUUGAAAACAACUAAAAUGCUUUUCUGAAAAUAGCUGGAAGCACAAUUAGUUCAUGAUGAUCAGUUCCAUGUGUGUUUAUAAAAUGGUUUACAUUUCUCCUAUACAAUGCGGGCCAGCAAGUCUUAAAAUACAUCACAGACUAAGAUGUUUUAGAAGCAUAUGCUCAUUUUGAUGCAUUUUGAAAUAUUAUAUUCUGCAGUUUCCCCUUUGGUACUUGCUUUCUUAAUUUCUCCUUAAAUAUAUACCUGUUCUUUUGAAAUGUGUCUUGAUAAAAUGCCCUAGGCAAGGUUAAAUUGUGUUUGACCUUGCUUUCAAUAAUUUAACUUGAUUAAAAUUUCCUGAAUAUUUGAUAUUUGAUCUAUUCGGCUUUAGGCAAUCCAUUUUGUGAAAUAAUUUUUAUGCUGAAAUAAUAUUUCACAAAAUAAGAAAGUGAAAGGUAUGUGUAGACAGAUAGGCAGGUAGACAGAAUUGCUAUAUUUAUGUAACUAGUUUGUAUAUUCUCAAAUGUAUAAAAUCUCAUAACAUUAUUUAUUUUUUAGGUCCAAUAAGCAGCAUCCUGGUAAAUAAAUAUGGAAGUCGGCCUGUGGUUUUAGUAGGUGGUUUUUUAUGUGCUGUGGGGAUGGUAUCUGCUUCUUUCUGCAACAGUGUCCUCGAACUGUACAUAUGCAUUGGUGUCAUUGGAGGUGAGUGCGAAAGUCUUUUGUUACCAUAAAUGUUUUAUUUUUUGGUGGGAGCGAUAUGGUAUGAGACAAAGAAAGAUUAGAAAGAUGGCAUAGGAGUUUGCUAGACCAAGAGAAAGGAAAACCUAUAUAGUUAUCUUCACAACUAUGCAAUAAUAUAUUUAACCUGUAGAUACCUAUAUAGUUAUCUUCACAACUAUGCAAUAAUAUAUUUAACCUGUAGAUUUUGACACAUGAAUAUUAUCUUUUUUUUCCUAAGAGAAUUUAAAAAAUAAAAAGAUGGAGUUUUUAAAAAUUAUUUUUCAUUGGAUCCAUGGAUGAUGAUAUAAGAAACAUGUGCACAGUAGUUUUUCCUAUGGCAGUCCAUGUCAGCGUGAAUAAAAUUGGGAAAACAAAAGAGGUAGAGCUUAUCAGGUCAAGAUGUGUAGCUUUGGAAUGUCUUGUCUCAUAGACAUCAUAAAAAGACUUCAUAAAAACUAACUAAGAUCAGUCUAUAUAUUUUGGUAAAAAAAAGUGCAACAUGGUUCUUUGAUAGAAGAAUGAAUACAUUCUUUUAUCAACAUCAACCUCUGUUUCUAUUAUCUUCUCUAACUUCUUUUUUAUCUCCCACUGUUUGUCCCUAUGCUUUUCUAUAAAGUUCCCUACUGCCUUGACAUUGCACUUGCUCUGUUUAUGCAGUUUAUAAGUUCAAAUGUACAUAGGUAGAUCAAUAAAUAGUUGUUCUUAUAAGGUUUGCUAAAAAGUGAGGGGUGUACAGAUAUUAUGCAGUAUUUUAGUAAGAGUAUAUUGAAUAAAACUUUGUAAUGAGGCACUUGGGUGAUAAAUUAAACAUCUUGCAGUGUUUAGAAAAAUGCAAAUAAAUCAUGUUUCUCAAAACUUAGAGGCUGGACAGAAUUUAGUCAGAGGUCAUCGUUAAGAAGUAAUUUUAGAUAAUUUUAGAAAAUAACUUUAAAGAGAAGAAGAGGGAGAAAAUAAGACUUAAUUAAAUGUAUCUACAGCAUCUGCUGAUUAUGUGGAAUCCUUGUUGGUCCAGUGUGGGAGCACAGUGAUUUCUCUUGUCCUGUUCCUCCAUUGUUGGUGUUCUGCAAAGCAAUUAAUGGAGGUGGCAGAUAUGAUGUUAUGUACAGUGUCUUCCCUCUUUUUACUUUGAUAGAAGGGGAAGAUAUGUAUCAUUGUUCCUGGUCUUUGUUAAGUAACCCUUGCUUCAAAAUACGGUCUUCAAGAUAAAAUACCACAAAGUGGUGUAAAGCCUUCAUGGUCUAGUGAUGUCUCAUCAUAGGUACAACCCCCACAAUCUAAAAUACUAAAAUAGCAAGUGUAAGGCAGUCUAGGUCCAUGUUUAAGUACUCUGUCUGUUUGUCUUCCUCUAUGUCUUUCCUUUAUCUGUUAAGCAAUCUGUAAACAUCCAAGAUAUUUAUGGGGUUUUUUUAUUCCUCAUUUUCUCAAUCAGUUAACUAAAUCCAUGUUCAUGGGCAUGCACAAGUAGAUAUGGCAAAGGACACAGUUGAAAUGCACUUUCUAUCCCCCAUAAUGUGCCUAGCUACACUUUCCUCACCACUUUAAGUCAUUGUCUAGUUACAAAUAAAGAGCUUUGAAGGAACACUAUAGUGCUAGGUAUACAAACAUAUAUUCAUCAGGUUAUAGUGUCCUGACACCUAUCUAGGUGUCCCUCCAUAUUACUUACUUUUCAGUCCUCUCCUGCCAGUCUCCACACUACCACUCUUCUUCUUUGGUUGAUAUAAUCAAUGCUGAUGAUCACAGUUAAUCCAAUGCUUUCAAAUAGGAGAGCACUGGGAGGCUAGUGCACAUGUGUACCAAAAUGACUCAGUGCACCAAUCAAAUGCUGAUAUAGGUGCAGCAUUUGAUCUAUACCCAAGCUUAACUCGGUUAUAGCAGAAGACAACCACUAGAGGUAUGUAAUGCCUGAAAUGUAAAUAUUACUGUUUGAAAAAUAUGUCAAUGUUUUACAUUCCUGUCUUGAACACACAGGGGUUCUGCACCCAACCUAUGAUUAGUUGAAAUAGUCUUGGUGUCUUUAGUGUCCUCCCUAAAAUGAAUUUUACAUUGGUAAAGUUAUAUAUAGCAAUAAAACUAUAACAUUAUAUAAAGCUGUAAAAAUAUAUAUGCAUUUAUCAUUAAUUGUUGUUUUCGUCUUAUUUCUUCCAGGAUUUGGUUUAGCAUUUAACCUCCAACCGUCUUUAACAAUUAUUGGGAAGUAUUUCUACAAAAAGCGCCCGAUUGCUAAUGGAUUGGCCAUGGCUGGUAGUCCAGUAUUUUUAAGCACCUUGGCUCCACUUAACCAGUUUCUCUUCAACUAUUUUGGAUGGAGAGGAAGCUUCUUAGUACUUGGGGGUCUUCUUUUAAACUGCUGUGUAGCUGGCUCUUUAAUGAGACCAAUUGGACCCAAGCCUACAAAAAAAGAUGUUGAAAAAGCAGCAGCCCCAAUGACUGCAAGCAAAGAGAAGAAGUUGACUGUCUGUGAAAAUAUUAACAAGUAUUUAGAUUUAUCACUUUUUAAACAUAGAGGAUUUUUAAUUUAUUUAUCUGGAAACGUGAUAAUGUUUCUUGGAUUUUUUGCACCUAUUGUUUUCCUGGCACCCUAUGCCAAGCAUAUGGGCAUUGAUGAAUAUUCAGCUGCAUUUUUGCUCUCAAUCCUAGCUUUUGUAGAUAUGGUUGCAAGACCUACAAUGGGAAUGGUUGCAAACUCAAGGUUCGUUCGUCCACGAAUACAAUAUUUCUUCUGCUUUGCCAUUUUAUAUAAUGGUAUUUGCCACAUUCUGUGUCCUUUUGCCAAUGAUUACACUGGUCUGGUGAUAUAUUCAGUAUUUUUUGGAUUUGCCUUUGGAAUGGUUAGCAGUGUGCUCUUUGAAACACUAAUGGAUCUUGUUGGAGCCUCUAGAUUUUCAAGCGCCGUGGGACUUGUCACAAUUGUGGAAUGUUGUCCUGUUCUAAUUGGGCCGCCUUUAGGAGGUAAGAGUUCUUCUUUCUAACUCUACAUCACAAUAAACUACAUUAUGGAUUCUGAGAAAGUGGCAAGAGAGAAAGGAUAGUGGGAGUUGAGGUUUAAAUGGGUAUUUACAUGUGAUCGGGAUAUGACGUAGUGGUAGGAUACUAGAAAUUGUAGGACAAAAGAAAGAGAGAAUUCCUACAUUUUCUACUUUUAACCGGUCUAUGAGGUAUGACAUUAUAACGUCUUGUAUCAAUGGGAUGGGGUGGGCAGCUGAAAUGAUAAAUGAUAACAGCUGUUCACCAAUUGAUAGCAGAUAGCAUCAGCAUAGAAGGUACCGCAGCAAAGUGGGAAAGGAAAUAUUGCUGGUGCAUCACCAGUAAAAAGCACUGGGUGGGCUGGUAUCUGGUGAAUAUUUGUAAUGUCGAGCUACCACCUCCUAAAUGUGUGGUGCACCAACUUAAAGAAAAUAAAUAAAGACCCUCCUAUUAUGGAUAAAAUGGACAUAACUCCUGCUUCCUGAAAGAGAUACUAAUCACAGUAGUAUACACCUUCCAUCUAAAAAAAAAAAAAAAUGUUUGUAGGGGUUUAAUUUCCAUUAACCAAUGGUGAGGACCUGAAACUGUAAAAUCAUUUAUAAUUUCUGUUAACCUUUUUUUCAUAUCGUGCUCAAUUUUCUUUUAACUGAAAAUAAUAUUAAAUAUUUAGCAAAUUACAUUAUAAUCUGGUGCAGACAAGGCAAAUCCAGGGCAGACAUAAAAAAUGUCACCAAGUUGCAGAAUAAAGAGAAUUUCUAUAUUUCAUUUUCUUUUUAACAUCUCAUAAAUACAUAUGUAUUGAAUAUAAAGGAUAAGUAAACAUAAUAUAAAAAAUCCUGGAAAGCAACAGUUCCUCAUCCCAAUUUUAGCUUCCCCAUUCCAGAGGAUUUACAUGAAAGUGACCAUGUAGAAGUACUGAAUUAAGAAAGCUUGUGGGGCUUUUAGAGUACAUCCCUAAGUCAUAAUAGUUUUAAACUUAGUGGGUUAACAGAAAUGCAAAAAGAAAUUACCUACGUCACAAAGGUUUACUAGAAACAAACUAGAAUAAAUCAUUGAAUUUCUAAAUAUGCAAAUUAAAAAAGCAGCUGCUCCCAUCCUGUCCUUUUUUUCUGUAAAAAUUAUAUAUUAAGGCGCAUUGCUGAUACCAUCACAACUGGUAAAUUUAUGAUAAAAGGUUAUGUAAAUAGUUCUUAUAGAAGUACUUUGGCGUUCCAUUAAUGGGAAUCUGUAGAAAUUAUUAUUGCUUACAAAAUUAAAAAAUAUAUCCUUGGCACUUCAUCCUGUCUCUGAAAGCAGACAUCUGCAUACAUGUUUUUAUUCUUCACCUAUAAAAUGCUAAACAAAUAUGUAUAUAUAUAUAUAUCAGUCUCUGCACUUAUCCAGUGUAUAACAAUGUGUUUCCUGGGUGCAUCGACGUAUGUAUGAAUGUAUGUAUGGAUAGAGAGCUAAUAUAUAUAAGAUCUUGAAAAAGACUCAGUGGGAUUGAAACGUCAAUCAGAUACUAUGCCAUUAAAAUAAAAUAAUGUAUAUACAUUUUUCACAUUUAAUUGCUAUUUUUCACUUUAAAGUCCUAUGAGUGCAACUGGAUUUAUAUAUAUAUAUAUAUAUAUAUAUAGAGAGAGAGAGAGAGAGAGAGAGAGAGAGAGAGAGAGAUAAAAGAGUAUAGCAGCAGUAAGCAAUGAUUACUUUUUUAUUGCACUAACAGAAUACUUAGAAGACAAGCUUUCAAGAGUUUUCCUCUCUUCCUCAGGUCUGAAGCAAUACUGAUGGAUGAUUUAGAAAAUUCUCAAAAGCUUGUCUUUUACGUAUUACGUUAAUCCCCCCCAAAAAAAGUAUCACGUAUUGACAUCUUGUCUACUGGAUUAGUGCUGCUAAUCCAAUCUAGAUAGAUUGAUAAAUGAUUGUUGAUAGACGGAUGGACAGACUGAUGAAGCGACGGACCGAUGGACCGAUAAACAGGAAUAAUAUAUUGUCAGAGCAUUUUUCAAGGAAGGAUACUUUUCACCUUCUUUAGUUUUCAAGUAUAUCUUGAAUAAUAUAGCUUUCACGGUUAAGUGGGAGUAAGUAGCAUAUCACAUUAAAUUAACAAAGAGUAUUUAUUUACAUUUAUCAAUAAAUGACAUGUCAGUUAACACAGAAUUAUACAAGCCAGCUACUGGCUUCAUAUAGAAAUCCAUGCCAGCGGACACUUAAAUAAAUACUUUUUCUGCUACCUUUACACUGCUGCUACAAUAGGAUAAUACUGUUCUGCAAGAUUUCUAUUUUAUUAAAUGCAUAAAUCAUGACUCACUCGUGCAUCUCUAGUGAUUGGAGUGCCCAAUGUAAAAGGAAUACUCUAGGCACCAAAACAACCUUUGUUUAAUGAAUCAAGUUUGAUGUAAAUGGAUCAUGCUCCCACAGUCUCACUGCUCAGUUCUUUGCCAUUUAGAAGCGUAAUCACUUUGUUUAUGCAGCCAUAGCCACACCUCCCCUGCCUGUGAUUCACACAGCCUCCAUGAAAAAAAGGUUUAAUUUUUAUAUACUCUUAAGUGUGCUUUAGCAUGUAUUAUCUCCUGCUCUGUUCAUUGCACUUUAAUCACAUAUAGGAUUCUGUUGUGGGCUCUACAAGCAGAGUAUAAUAAGUUCUAAUUAAAUCACACUUUAUAAUAAGGGAAGCUGGAAAAAGCGGGCUCUUUUUCAGGAAGUGUGUAGGCAGAGUGUGAGUCACAGCCAGGGGAGGCGUAGCUAGAUUUGCUUAAACUUAGUAAUUAAACUUAUAAAUGUCAUUAAACUGAGCACCGAGAUUGCAGGGACAUGAUGUAUACACCAAAAAAUAAUUUUUUACCAAACUAUUUUUAUUAAAAGGAUUCAUGCUACUUUGUUAUGGUUGAGUAUGCCCGCAGAUUCCUUAAAACACUGGAUUCAGUAACAUUAAAAAUAUAUUUUUGGACUUUUAUCAUAAACUCAAGCAUUAAAUCUCCAUUUCACUGGCAAUUCCUUUACUAUAAAUGCCUAUCUACUGAAGGACAUAACAUGAUUACCUUUAGGAGUCUUAAAAACCCAGGAGAAUAUUGUGAGAGAAGAUUUGAAAAUUUGAUAAAAUAAAGAUCUUUUUCCAAGAAUCAUUGGUUUAAGAUCGACAUUUGACAUAAAAAUAUUAACUUCAAGGAUAGAAAGCAAAUUUACUUUUGAAUGAAGAAAUUAUGUUCAUAAGUCUAUCUUGAAUCCAAUAAAGCAUGAAUCUUCUUUUCUUUACUUGAAUUUUGGAAUAUAUAUAUAUUAAUGUUCAAAUAACAUCCAUUUCACCCAGAAUGUAAUUAUUUAUUUUGCUGAAACAACUUCUGUACUUUAUUAAGGUUACUAACAAAAAGUGAUGUUUAUUUUGAUGGCAUGGUAUAACCAUCAAUCAUAAAUGAGUAGCCCAUUCAUGAAAAGGGUUGUUUUACACCUUGAGAGCAAGAUACAUUUUUAAAUGUUUGUUGUGUCUUGUUCUCUCUUAAUCAUUUAGCACGCAAUCAUAUAUAUUGUGGAUAGUAUUUUUAAAGACAAUUAAGGCUUUCUUUUUAUACUCUUUAUACAUUAUUAAUGCUGCCAUUUUAUUAACUUGCUGCUAAAUUUUCAGGUAAUUUUAUAUACAGACAAAACAUAUAUAUAUAUAUAUAUACAGUUUUGAUGAUAAUUCCUUAAACCUGAUUUAUUCUACCUGAAUAAUAUACCUAAAUGUGUAGUCUGCUACCCACUUGGCAGAAAAAUAACCAUUAUGCUUACGUUGGUUAAUAUUGGGUGAAAUUGCAUGUUCAAAUCUGAGACAUUUUAGUUAUAAAAUUUGAAUUCUGACACUUAGCAUAUGUUUAACCUUAAGGUUGCAGGUCACCGUUUUAAAAUUCCAUAUCAUUGGGGUCUAACAUUUUUUAAGAAAGAAGUGUUGGGGGCAUGUUUCAGAACUCACAUCUAAACUCAUUCUCCCACAACCACCAAUUAACCCCUUAAGGACACAUGACGGAAAUAUUCCGUCAUGAUCCCCCUUUAUUCCAGAAGUUAUGUCCUUGAGGGGUUAAUGAAGUGGUUGAGGAAUUCUGGAGAAUUAAGGUAUAUGUACACCCCAAGACUCCCUGUCACUCAUAAUUACCGUGGUGGGCAGUGAUGAAUGCGUUAAAACUUUUAUUUGUUUAUAUUUUUUAAACAAUGGGAUAGUUGUGGAAGUAUGGGAAAUGCAAUUAUUACAAGUGAACAUGACCGACUAAAUGCACAGUAAUCAACAUGCAAACAAAAUUAUUGCUAAACUGGUAUGCUAACAGAUUUUUCUCUGUUUGGAUUUUCAGGUUGGCUGGUGGACAUCACUGGAAAUUAUAAAUACAUGUACUUUGUAUGUGGUUGUAUAGUUAUUGUAGCUAGUAUUUAUUUGUUUAUUGGAAAUGCAAUCAAUUAUAGAUUAUUGGAAAAGGAAAAGAGAGCAAGAGAACAGGACAUUGCUGAGAAAAUUCCACAACAGACAGAAAAGGAACCUCUGAACAACCCCGGAAGUGUUGACUUCGCUGCAAAAGAAGCCCCUAAUUCUAAAACAAAUCCAUCGGAUAAGGAAACUAGUAUAUGAUGUGAAAAUUGAUGUAUAUAUGUAACGGUUAGUUUUGGAGCUUUAAAAACAUGAGCAAGUAUUAAAAUGGAAAUAAUGUUGUUAAAUCAUUAAUAUUGAAUUAUAUUUGGUUUGUACAUUUGGGAUCAGAUCAGGGUGAAAUGUAAUUGGCAAAAAAAUAAUCUUUUUUUUGGCAAAGAAAGUCUAUGCUGUCCUGACAAUCUCUUCCAUUCAGAUCGUAUAUGAUAUGAUAGGGUCUGUUUAUUUACCAAACAUAGUUUUUAUACAGCUCUACUUUCAAGCUCUGAAAGUGUUAGAUUUUGUCCUGCAGGGGGUUAAAUAUAAAAAGAGGGAAUUUUUUUCUCUUGUAAAUAUUAUCUAACGUAACUCUGUAAUCGUAACUUUGGAAUUUAUUUGGUAAACCGUGAAUUUUAGUGCAUUUGAAAAUCUCAAAAAUAAAAUGAAGUCCAAAAUAGCAGAGUUUGGACACUUAUCGAGUUACAUUAUGUUCACAAAUAUUAUGGCAGAUAACAAUUUUGAUGUUGAACAAACCAUAUUUCACAGUUUAGUAAACAACCCCUACUGCAUCAGUAUAACAUAGAAAAUGGAUGUUUCUGGAAACUAUACAAUAAUUGUUAUACUUGGAUUACAAAUCUAAUUAGCAAUUUAAAAUUGUAUCAAACCGUUAUUAGAAUGAUGGCAAAGAAACUAAACACUCAGGUUUAUAUAUAUUUUUAUUUUUUUAUUUUUUUAAGGUCAAGUCAUUUUCUGUGCAAUUUUGACAAAUACUGCUAAAUCCCAAAAAUACAACAAUGCUUGUGUAAAUAACCUCAAAAGAUCAAAGAUCACUGUGUUAAGUGCUAUAUAGAAAUGAGGGGAAAAAAGCUUGGAAGUAGCUCACUUUACUAAUUUAGAAUUCAAAUACAAGAUAUAAAACCAAAACACAAAAUGUGUUUUAUAUGGUGGCAUAUUAACAGUAAAGACUCAAUUUACACCUUCCAGUACCUGUAGGCUCAGAGACAUUAUUUUAAUUUCCACAAAAAAUCCAAUUCUGUUUUGCUCCAUAAUUUGGAGAAUAUUUUUGGAAAAUUGUGCUUUUUAUCAUACUUGCACGCACAUGUAGGCAACUCCCUACUCUGUUUACUGUCACAUUUCGCCUUGAACAUUCUAAGCAACAUUCUAAGGAACAUUCUAACAAACAUAAGCAACAUUCUAAGAAACAUUCUAAACAACAUAACCACUACAGCGUGCUGUAUGGGUUAUGGUGCCAGGAGAGCUCUUUUAUUAUUCACUUCCCCAUUGAACUUAAUCAAACCAUUUUAGCAUUUCUUACCGGGGGACCACUGGAUGCAGCUCCCCACCUCUUUAACAUCUCAGUGGGAGCCAUAAGUUCAGGAGCUUCCCUUUGUUCUCCUGAGCUAGCCAUGAACCUUAGGCCUGACCUAAGGUCUAGGACCAGCACAUUGCCCGCUUGUGCUGCUCAGCCAAUGAGCUCUCUCCUGCACUAUACCUAACUGAGAAAAUACUGCAGCUCUGGUUUCAAAUAAAACCACUAUUUUUAAUAACACGCAACAAAUGGGUUAAAUUAAUUCUCAAAACACAUUUCACGAGGCAAUAAAUGUUAUUGUAAGAAACAGAUAAGUCAUUACUAUUACCUCAAUACUAAUUUUGUUUUUCUAAUUCUCAUAGUUUAUUAAACACAAUUCAGUUACUUACUUCUUUUUGCAGGUUAAUAGCACUGAUUGGCAGGUAUUACACUACUCUCUAUGCAGUAAACCUAUCUUCAUCGCUGUCAUUUACAUAGGUACAUUAUUUUGUGAUAGAAAAUUCACGUAGUAUUGUUGUUCCUUUCUGUUUUGUAUAUAGUUUGUACAUUUUCUUUUAGUCAAGAUUGCAUUAUAGAAUUUUACUUAUGAUUAAUGAUACCAGGGAGAAUAUCAAUAAAUUAGAUGGCUAUAUGCCAACUAUAAUCAUUAAACACAAUAACUUAUGGUGCUUUCAUUUUCCAUACUUCAUGUGUGUGUGUUAAUAAAUAGUCAUAAAUUCUGAAUGGUUUAUAUACUAAGCCAUGUCCUGCACUAAAACAUUAAUCAAGCCAAAAACUAAGGACAAAGGGGGAGAGUUAUGUAGGUAAAAACGGAUGCUAUUCUGGGACAAAUAACAAUCACACCAAUAGAAUGUCUUUUAGUAUUUUGCACUUUGCACCCAAAAUAGCAGCCAUUUUGGUGUUAUCAACUCACUAAUUAGCAAAUAGUGUCAAAUGUUUAUUGAAUCAGCCUCUGCAUUUCUGCAGGAAACUGCAGGAUGCUAUAUAGUGUAUUUUGUGCUAAUGUGCCAGUGCCCUGUAUAUUAUGUCAUGUAUGCAAUAAUUGUGAAUGUUCUAUGAAUUAAACGGACACUCCAGGCACCCAUACCACUUCUGCCCAUUGGAGUGUUCUGGGUGCCAACUCCCACUACUCUUAACCCUGCAACUGUACUUAUUGCAGUUUUUUAUAAACUGCAAUAAUUACCUUGCAGGGUUAACUCCACCUCUAGUGGCUGUCUACUAGACAGCCACUAGAGGGCACUUCCUGAUUCAUAGCAAAGAUUUUCUUUGCUAGAGCGUCGCUGGACGUCCUCACGCUGUGUGAGGACCUCCAGCGUCGCUCAAUUUCCCAUAGGAGUUGGCACUGGAGUUUUCCUUUAAGGCUGUGUUUGAGAUUAUGGUCCAUUGUCAUAAAAUGUGAACAUUCUUUGGUAGACUGUGUUGCUUUCUCGACAAGUAUUAUGAAAUCUGGAUGUAUGUGAUUUUAAUAGUAUAUAUUAUCAACUGCAUCAUGUUAAUAUAAAGAAUGAGGUACAUAAUCUGAUUAUAUUAUAUAAACAAUUUUACUUGUAGAAACAAUACAAUUCCAGUUACCAUUUAGUGCUUUCUCCAUCCACCUGUGUAUAUGUCCCCUCCAUCAAUGCCGCUCUCUGGCCUAUGUACCUGCAGACCCUGUCAUCUCAUUAGUUACUACAAGGAUUCUAAAUAUACGGGACUGACAAUGAGUGCAUACUAAGAAAUACUUAAAAACACAUGAAACUUUUAAAUACUUAAUAAACUAGGAAAAUAAACAACCCUGGGUGUUCCAUGGAUUUAAAACAAAACAACAUAAGAGCAUAUUACACAGUAACACAGUAAUUAUUUUCAUGAAAAAAUGAAAAUAAAUACUAAUAAAAAAUAUAUAAUGAUGUUAAAUAAUAUUGGAUGUUUAAGAAAUGAUAUAAAUAGAAUAUAAUGCUCACAUUUUGUUAGAAAAAGUUUCAAAAAUGUAAUUUUCUGAUGCAGUCCAGUCUGCAAGGUUAGAAGAAUUCUUAGUCUUUACCGAUUAUCUUAUCUCACAGACGAGGCUGCUUUGCUUUAGAACAGGAAAUAGGAAGGUAUAAAGUAACACAUUCUAAGACACACUUUCAAGGAGUGUGUGGGGAAGCUUUGUAAGUCACAGGUGUGGGGGGGAGGGGGUGGAUCGGGAUGCAAAAAUAAAGUAAAUUGCUGAAAUGUUAAAAUGAUUUUGGUGUUUAGAUAGAACCUUUAAAUGUAACAAUAUAAUAAUUGGUGUUCCCUGUUAUUCAUCGGAGUUGCAAAGUUUAUGAAAAUACUGAGUCCUUGCAUAUCUACGAUAUUCAAAUAAAAUCUAAAAUGCAUACAUAUGCUUUGUAAUUCAUGAGCAAUUUAUAACUUAAAUUAAUUUUUAAAAAUCUGUCAAAAGUUUGCAGAUUCCGGGAUAGAUAGAUAAAUGAUAGAUAGAUAGAUAGAUAGAUAGAUAGGUAGAUAGAUAGGUAGAUAGAUAAUGGAUGGAUGGAUGGAUAAAUGGAGGGAUCAAUGGAUGGAUGGGAAGAUAGAUAGAUAUCUGGAUUUGGAUAAAUAUAUAUAUAUAUAUAUAUAUAUAUAUAUAUAUA
This is a messenger RNA of Pelobates cultripes (western spadefoot toad), 58649 nucleotides long. NCBI's taxonomy places the organism in Eukaryota, Metazoa, Chordata, Amphibia, Anura, Pelobatidae. The record is from the annotation of a GenBank genome assembly.